CGUGGUUAUAAAAGGCGGCGCACGCACAGCCACUUCCUUCGUGCCUCGUAGAAGGAGAUGCUGGAAGUGCCUGCUAGUGCAGCCGCCGCUGCCGCCAGCCUACGUCACAGGGAGGCGGCUGAGGAGGGGGGCCUGCUAACUUAAAAGUCCCUUGAACUCGAUCGCUCCGUCCCCCUUCUAACCCGCUCCUUUCCCGCCUGCUCUCUCGCCUCCUCCUCCGCUUCCCACCCCCCUUUGAGGCGGCCCCGUGUGCGCCCACCGUGCCCCCUUCCACUCAACGCCCGGAGCUGGCUACCCCUUGCCGCCUCCAUGCAUCCUGCCCUUUACACCCGGGCCAGCAUGAUACGCGAAAUCGCCGCGGCCGUGGGCUUCAUCUCCAAGUUCCUGCGCACCAAGGGGCUGAUGAACGAGCGGCAGCUGCAGACGUUCAGCCAGAGCCUGCAGGAGCUGUUGGCAGGUAUGGGGGAGGCAGCAGAGGGGGGUGGGAAGGGGACGAUUUUAAGUAUUUAUCUCUUCUCCGCCACCCGCCUCCUCCUCCUUAUCUCCCCGCUUUUCUAAUGCUGCCUCAUCCUCCCUCUCCAGGUUUUGUUUCUCUUUCCACCGCAGCAUUUGGAGGAGCGGGGAUCGCUGCCUCGAUUGCAUACUUUUUUCUUUGGUGGUGGUGGGAAGGGUGUUGUGGAGUUAAUGACCUCCUAUAAAAUGUGCCGCAGAAAGAGAUGCAUUUCGCAUAAGACCAGGAAAUGGCUCUCCCCACCCCCCACGCGCUUUCAAAAAUCGGGAUUCACGAGAUUGUAGUGCGUUGUUUUAUAGUACUAUCGCAGUAACGGUUCCUUCGUGCUGUCCCGUCCAGAGGGCUGCGGGGGUGGCACGUUUCCCCCUCGUAUGUUCAGCUGCGUGCCUGGAAAGUCCCUUCCUUCCCUGCCUUCCUCUGUUCCUUCUUCAGUGUUUGUACUCAAGUUCACGUCAUGCAGAUUAGUUCUCCUCCCCCCACCCCCGGCCACGCAUACACACACACACAAAACCCAGACACCAAUCGGACUUUUACGCAGUUAUGGAAAUAAAGGCGGGGCGGCGCUAUUCCCCGCCCACCACAGUGGUUAUUUGUUUUACAUGAUGAUUCGAAUCCACAUGAAGGUGAUUUGGGUUGAGGUUCGGUAGUUACUGAACUAAUUGGGUGCAUAGGAGUUACUUUGCACAGCUGUUAGUAUAAACGCGUGAAGGUUUGUUUAUCCCGCUCAUCUGCAUCCUUUUGCUCUCGGGGACAGACACAAGUGGCCAUAAGCUGCGUGUUUGUCUCUUCGGAAGGAAAAGCUCCUUUGCAGAAGGAAUCGGUUUCCUUCUCUGGUCUGUGCUGGGUCCGAGGGUGGUCCUAUCAGCUCUUUGUGUGUUCUGUGCCCCUCAAUUGCAGACCAAGGGGGUUGCUGUAGCCAUAAUCUUUGCACAUUUGGAGACUAAGAAUCCUAUUUAUUUUUCCUCCUGGUUUCUUAGGGAAGGGAUUUUUGUCAACACUUCAUCUCUGUGGCAAGGCUGUGGUAGUGAAUAGUACCCUUUACCCUUUUCUGCUCAUUUGGGGGAGUCGUUCGCUGCAAACACACAUUUACAUGGAAGCCAGACCCAAUGAACAGAAAGGGGACUUGUUUCUACGUAAACAUGUGUGGGAUUGUGCUGCUAGUGUCCCUUUUCUACCUCAGCUGUUCUCCAAGCUGUAGUGGUAGCCCUUUUUCCUUCUCUCCCUUUGGUGGCUGCUGCAGGGGCAAAAUGCCAUACUAAUUCCUGCUGCUGCUUAUCCCACAACAUACAGCUGCCCCUCAUUUUCUUUUUGCUUUGUCUUAGUGUGCUUUCCCUUCAUUGUACUAAGACAAAGAAAUGCCAGCAAGGAGAUUGUAAUGUAGUAAUUCAGUAUGAUGUGGUUAGGUUCUGUGUGUACAUUAUAAGACUGGGUCCAAGAUGCUCCUUGAAGUACAUUUAUCAUAACAAUAAAACAACCUACAUUGGACUUGGCUGUUAUUCUUUUGCAUAUUUUUUAAAAAAAACAAAUAACCCCACUAUUUCUAAACAGUAAAAAUGGUUCAGAGGAAGAAACAGCCCUUCUAAAGAAAACGACAGUCUUAUUUGAUUAAAUGCAUCUUACUCUGAGUUGCUUACUUGGAAAGGCUCCUAAGCACAGUUCUGGAAAUAAUAGAUAAAUAAAAUGAUGGGUAGCAUUGGAAGAUUUUAGUUAAAGCAGUUUAACCUACUGUAACAAGAUUCCUGUUCUAAUCUAAGAGCAAAUGUUGUCCUGCUGAGAAUAAAUACCUAAUCCAUACAUGUAAACAUAUGAGGAUGAGUCCAAAUUUGAGCAAAACAUUAAGAUUAUUGAGGGAAAUGUCAAAAAGUUCAUUUUUUCAAAAAUCAGUCACCCAGUGUGUUUCAGUAAUAAUAGACUCAAGAGAUAGCAAACCAAUUCUAAAAAAGAAAUAUGCAUAACUUGCCUAUCCCAAUUGUUAGGAAUCCAGAAUUCUGGAAAACUUAUAGCCAAACAUAUAGGCGGUGUGACACAGUACUUAGGACACCUCUUUGUUUAGCACUGCAGGCAAGGUUCCACUUCACAUGUUAGAAUUUCAUAUGUGCAUAUUCUUACUUGGUUAUGGAGAAGGUUGCACAAGUCUGUGAUAUGUUGCACACAUCAGGAAAUAGAUUUCAUGCUUCUUUCAGAUGUGUAUUUAUGGUACAGCUGAAAAAAGAUGUGGGAGAAUAUUACUGCAUUACAAACUACACAUAAUGAAACUGUGAAGAGGCCUUUGGAUAUAUACUCAAGAUUCUCCCCCGACCCCCAAAUUGGUUUUAUCGCCCUACUUUGAAGUGUCUAGGUGCCCAAUUACAUGUUUUUCUCACCCCCAUUUGUGGAGGGUAUCAUUCAGUACUGCUUUUAUACAUGCAUAGGCAGUUAAAUGUGCCUUUAGCUACAGUGAUCAAAAUACUUGGUUUCUGUUGAGCCUGUCAUUAUUUUCCAGGCCAUUGAAUAUUCAUUUUUGCAUCUGUGUCGUAUUUCUCUCCCCCCCCCCAAUGCUCUUGUUCUAAGCUACCAUUUUCAAGCGUAAUAACACAAUUACACACAUUGGUUACCUGAAGAGCAAAGUAUGAUCUUUUGUUGCUUUCAUUUUGUUCUGUAGAACACUAUAAACACCACUGGUUCCCUGAAAAGCCAUGCAAAGGAUCGGGCUAUCGCUGCAUCCGGAUCAACCAUAAAAUGGAUCCCUUGAUUGGGCAGGCAGCACAACGAAUUGGACUCAGCGGUCAAGAACUGUUCCGGCUUCUUCCAAGUGAACUCACUCUCUGGGUCGACCCUUACGAGGUAUCCUAUCGCAUCGGAGAGGAUGGCUCAAUCUGUGUGCUGUAUGAAGCCACACCAGCAGGAGCUAGCCAAAACAGCACCAGCAUGCAAAUGGUAGACAGCAGAAUAAGCUGUAAGGAAGAACUUCUCUUGGGCAGAACCAGUCCCUCCAAGAGCUACAAUAUGAUGACUGUAUCAGGUUAAGAUAAUAGCCUAUGGAUGGAUCAUCUUAUAAUGGAUGGAUAAAAUUUGGUUUUUACUUUGGGUGGGCUCCUCUGGGGAUGGAUUAUGGAAUUUAAACCAUGUCACACCUGUGAAGACCUGGCACAAGAUAGAAUGGUAAACUUUUAUUUUAUAGUGGCAGUGCCAUAGUUUCGACAGUACCUUUCAGUGAUUUAAAUAGCCUGUGAGUAAAGAUGAUUGCUUUAUUUCCUAAGGUGUGAAGUUGUCCAAGGAAGGCUGCAGUUUUCUCCCAGAUGUCUUGCUUAAUUUUUUUCCAUUUUUUUUCAAAAAACAUCAGUUUUCAGCCUAAAGCUAUAGCUAUAAAAUUUAUUCUCUGCAGUAAAUGUUGCAGAGUAAAUUUGCACUAUUGACAUUUUUAGGAAAAAAAUUGUUAACAUUUUUGGCAGCUCAGUAACAAGACUUGUUAUGAACAUGGUAGUACUGGAAAUUUUAUCUGACAAGACUUUUACCUAGCACUUAACAAUCUGUAUAAACUGUACAUAAGUCACACUUGGUGAGCAUGAACUGGGGGAAAUGGUCAGAUCUCUGUAUAUUGGCCUUCAAAGUAGCAAGUGAGCAGGAUCUGCUAUGCCAACAGGCUUGAGAGAGACCAUAUAAAGACACUGUCUGAACUGUGGUGUGUUUUACCAGCCAGCUAUCUGUACAUUUGCUAGCUUGUAGUUUUCUAAGACUGAGUAAACCUCUUAUUUUUAGAAAGUGGAGGUCUGGUUUGUAAUUUCCUUGUACUUAAUUGGGUAAAAGUCUUUUCCACAAACCACCAUCUAUUUUGUGAACUUUGUUAGUCAUCUUUUUUUUUUUUUUUUUGGUAAAUUAUGAACUGGUGUAAAUUUGUACAGUUCAUGUAUAUUGAUUGUGGCAAAGUUGUACAGAUUUCUAUAUUUUGGAUGAGAAACUUUUCUUCUCUCUAUAAUAAAUUGUUUCCUAUCUUGGCAUUUUAAUUUAAUCUCUUGUCGUGCUUGCAUAGGAUCAGUUUAAAUUAUUUUUAGUCCUAGUAGACUCUCAUGUUUUGUAAAGGAUGGGAGCACUUGAGGUAGGGGAGAGCUUGAUAAAAGUUUUGGAUGGAAGAAGAGGAUCAUUGGGUAUAAAUGUUUGAGGAGCCCAGACCAUACAUUAAUGUGUCACUUUUAACACCUUUAAAAAUGGGCCAUAACGUGGAAAUAAUGCAAGGGUCCAAUUAUUCCUAAAUAUGAGGAAAACAUGCAGAACGACCAACAGACAUGCAGAACAACCAACAAACGAGCAGUGAAUAAAUCCUGCGGAUCAAUGUUUACAUGGUUUCCUGAUGAACGAGGAGCUAGCAAACCAUUAAAACGAAAAAAUAAAAAUAAACCUCAUUUCCAACUUGACGGAUGCCCAGCUCAAUUGGUAUUUACUAGGAUCAAUGUCACACAGCCCUUAGGAGCAGGUUAACCACUCAACAGAAAGGUUGAUUGCCUUUUGCUUUUCUUCAAACACAAGAUUCUCUUAGAGUUCAGUGAGAUGGGAUCCAGCAAAAGGUAUGUAUCUGUAUGUUUUUCUUUCCCAACGAUAGCAGGUGUUCUGGUGCUGGCCUGAUGACACUAAGGCAGACAUCUUGGGCACUUUGCUUGGAGGUAAGCAGGACUUCCAAGUAAAUGUGUGUGGAACUGGGCCAAAAGUCUGAAUUUAUAAACUUGCAAAUAGAGCUUGUAUUCUGCAAGUUUAUAUCCUUUUCCUGGCUGCUGAUGAAAAUGGCCCUUCCCCUAGUCCAUGGCUGGUUUCAGUACCUGUCUCAUUCAUCUGCGUCCAUCCUAUAUGGCUUGGCACACUGCUAAAGUAUUUCCUAUUGUGGGAGGUUCAUGUUGUAUGGUGUGCCUGCUAAAUCUAAAAAAAUGUCCCAUUUUAGGGCUAGUAAUAUUGGAUUAGCUCCAUACCAAAUUGUUACUUUAUGACUUUUAGAUGAGGGAUGGGGUGAAUCUCUCUCUCCAGAUGUUGUACUACCACUGAUAAUGCUUGUAGAUGAUGCUAGGAGUUACAUCAUCUGGAGGACCAGAGGUUCUGUUCCUGUUUCAGACGUACCCUAACAAUAUUGAUCAUAACACUGUGGGAAGUCCAAGGCUGUUUGCAUUUGGAAAUCCAUUAGCUUGGAUUCUGUAAGCAAUAGGCAUAGUCCCAGCUUCUGAAUUAUCCACGCUCUCCAAAAAACGCUGAAGGGUGGUCUGAACUCCCACAGCUCAUCAUUUGAUAUUAUGUGUAACUUGCUUUCCUCAACUUUGAGUUCUUGCCUCUGAGGUAAACUAAAUGUUCUGCUUCAAGUGAGAUUUCUAGUAAUCUGGGUUUCUUGGACCCAGUGUAUACCACACUUCAGUUUCUAAGUGGUGGAGAAUGUGUCGCCCUCCAUACGUCACUGGACUAAAGUUCCCAUCGUCCUGAUUAUUGGUCAUGCUGGCUGUGGCUGAUGGGAAGUGCAGUCUAGCAACAUCUGAAGGGCCACAUGUUCCUGAACCCAUUCUAAGUUUUGAGGAAAUGCCAUAGCCAUCUGUAGAGAUGAUGCACUUCAUCUUCUUGGCUGAGGGUUAUUGUUCACUUAAGCACUACAUGAAUGCCAAUUAUCCAUGGCCAAGCUACGCUGGAAAGCAAGUUCCUAAGCACCUGUAGAAGCUGAAUUAUGACAUGAGCUUGAAAGCUACAUUUUCAUGAUCUCGCACACAACUUUUCAUUAGCUUUAAAAUGCUUAAGCCUGGUCCUUUUCAGUAGUGUAUUAUUUCUAUAAAGCUCUACUGAUUUUAAUUGUAGGCAACAGUGAGUGUCACUCUUUCCUAAGCAAUUAAUAAAUUAAUUUCACUUUACCUGAAGGUCAUAGUAAAAUUGGGCUAGAGCAUUACGAUCCUUUCAUAUAGGGAAUGAACACUGUCACAUGAGCCUUUUGGCCUUCAUAGGUCCAGCUUCCUAUGUGCUUCUUGUCUUUGAGUGUAGUUAUUAUCAAUAUAAAAAAAAAAAAACAUUUUAAAAAUAUGUUGGCAUGUGUCUUGGCAACUCUUUUAAUUUGUGCAUGGGUUUUAGUUGCUAAGUAGGUCAGCUGCUAGGGGGGAAAGGUGCUUUUCUGAUAACACUGAAGACAGCUGCUUUAUGUAAACAGUUUGCAUCUUCGGUGAGCCAAUGCUUGCUCUGAAACCUUACUUAUUCGAAACAGCUUGAAAGAUUGCAAAUAUGUGGUUGCACUUAAGCAGAACACAUAACCCCUUUUGGAAAAAAGUAGUAAUUGAAAGUACAUUGACAGUGGUUUCCUGUGACUGAAAUACUAUUUUGUUUCGCAGCUUCCUUUUUUUGCGCAUGAAAGACUUGCAGAUGCAGCUCUGCUUGAUCUAGCAUGCUUAUGCUUUUCUCUUUGCUUUUUAACCAAGCUUUGGAACCUGAAGCAUUUGGUUGCCUUCAUGAUGUCAGUUCUGGCAGUCAUGGAAGCAAUAUAAGUCUCGUCUUUUGUCAGGUUGGCUGCUUGUACACAGUGGCUGCUACACCUGCUGCAGGAGGCUUAUUUGUGAUACUGAAUUUGGAGCAGGCCCUGUGUGAUGGCUAACAUUUUGAAUCCUUUUAAGGCUUGGGUGACUUUGUUCAUGACCCUUGUUAAGAGCUUUUGCAUAACUUGUAGAGCUGACCCUCACUUUGUCUCUCACAGCUUGAGAAAAUAUUCCUCUUGACUACAGAUCUUACCAGCAGCAUUUUAAAAAACCAGUAACAAGGCAUUUGCAUUUAAAACAAACAGCUUUUGAGACUGUCAAACUAUGUGGUGUAUAGUUGCACAGAACCUAGUCAACCACAGGAAAAGCUCAUCUGUUAUGCUGAAGAGUAGUGCCAUCACUAUAAAACUGACUUUUGGACCAAACAUUAGCAAAAUAGUAUAAUUCUAACCUGCAAAGUUUGUUGCAGUGCAGUCUUAAAUUGAUCUCACAGGAACACUGAGAGGUAGACUGCUGUUAACUUCUCUCAGAUGCAGAAAUUCAUUCUGAGAGGAAGCUUAUUAGCAACUUCAGAGCUGAGGGAAAGUGUGAAAUGAAGUUGUGCAGGGAUAGGUAACAUGGAGCCCUCCAGGUGUUAUUAGGCUACAACUCCCAUAAGCCACAGCUGGCAUAAGUUUUACUUAGCCAGAUGACUAUAUAUGCAUAAAUAUUUAUAUGAAUACAAUAGUUCUAAAGGAAAAGUCAUACUUUAUUUCUAGGUGAUGGAUAUUUAUAUGGCAGCAGGCCUAGCCUUAGAGGUACCGAUUUUCUCACAUAGGAGAGUGUUCUAAGGUGACACCAAUUGUAGUUUUUAUAUAUCUGCUUAUAGUAAAAAAUAAAUAUGUGGCUGAUAAAUUGGACCUUGUUUUCAAAUCAAAUAAAAACCCUUUGAUCAAUUGGCUAAUCAAACAUGGCAGUCCUAAUAACAGUCUGUGUUCAUAAUUCAGUGAUGAUCUACCCCCUAUUUUCUUCUUGUUUGACUUCAGAGUCAGUUUAAGGGUGCAAUCCUAUACACACAACCUGGGAGUGAGUUGCAAUAUAUUCUGUGCAGACGUGUACAGGAUUGAACUGCACAUGUUUUUGGCAGAAUAAAUAAAGCAUCCUGUUAAGCUUUUGAGGCCAUUGCUGCUGGAGCUCAGUCUAGGUGAGACAGUUGCUUGUUUUGCUGCCUCAUAAACAUAAGAGACAAUAUUUGUUUUUUUAAAGACUUAUGCAGUCAAUGGAUCAGUAUUUAGUUUCUAAAUGGUAGCCUUUAAAGCAGAAUUGGGCAUCUUCCAUAUGUUGUUAGAACCCAACGAUAUAGAUAUCGAGAUAUCAAAUUUUAUUGUUUUUCAAUAUCAAGAAAAAGAAAAAGAAUAAAACCCAACUGCUAUCUGCUUCAUCCAGCAUGUGCAAUGUUCAGAAAUGAUAGGUUUUGUAGGGCCACAGGCUCUCCACUUGCCUUAAAGCAUUAGAACUCUUAUCCUACCUAACAUCUGUUUGGAAAAUAAUAUUAAAUACGUCUUUGUGAGGUAGCAGUGGAUAUUUAGACCACAGAAUGUUAGAUGACACAGUCUUACCAGACUUUGUGCAUGGCUAGAGGACAAAUUAUGACACUUCUGAAAUGUCCAUUAUGAAGGGAGGUGACCUUCCUUAGCCACUCUCAGCUAAAAGCUGUGGUUAGGUUUUUUCCCCACUGCUAAAACUUCAGUAAUAGCCUAUCCUUUCUCAUAAACACAGGUAACUGCCAGAAACAAGUCAGUUUUAGCAUCUGUGUGUUUGGAUGUGUAAUACAUCUCCUGCCAACUGAGACUUCCAGGCAGUUGAGGUAACUAAGAGGCCUGCUGUUUCUGAUGCCAGUGCUCAAAAAGGUGACUCACCUCUUCAAACGAGAGUUGGGCUUAGAAAUGGUUUGAAAGCAAAAGGCAUUUUUUUGAGUUUCGUUUACAAAACACUCGCUUUAGUUUAUCAGUCUUUGAAAUACCCGGCCCACUUUUAUGUUUUCUUUUGAUCCAAGCCCUAAAUUUUAGGGUUCUAGUGAAAGUCUCUUUCUCUGUUCAGCUCAGCCUACUCUGAUUUUGGUCUUGAGGGAGUUUUUCUUCCUCCCCCCCCCCCCCCCACUUUAUGGCCAAACAGCUUGCCACACAUUUCCAGGCAGAAAAUGAGGCUCAACGCAUGCUGAAGGACAAGUAGUCACUGUAAGUGAUUGAGAAUUCAUUUGAUAGCGUGGAAUAUGUAUCUUGAUUUGUAAUCUCUGGAAACUGAUCCAGCAGUCGCUCUUUAUCCGAGCUGAAUUAAUCCUGAAUAAUAAGCAUUUAGAGUUUUUAUAAAUGCCCUCUAGACAGCACACAAAAUAAUAUUUUAUCUUAAUAAUACCUCUCAAAUCUGUGGUGUGUGAACUAUUAUUCCUUUUUUAUGUAUUUUAUACAGAAGUCACUGGGAGAUUAGCUCCUCCAUAGUCAUGCAAUUGUGAAUGUGAAUCCUGAGGAACGAAGUCACCGUGUAGUGACUAGUUCAUUUCAAAAAAUAGUUGUUGGCCUUUCUGGACGCAGCAGGAACAACUGUACAUUGACCAUUUCCCCAGGUCUGCAGUCCACCGUUGUUUGUUUGCUUUGUAGGACUUUUGUUCACUCCUCAUUGCUGUAGUUCAUAGUUGCAGGUUCUUUGGUGUAUAAAACUUGGCCUCUAAUGAACUGGCAAUGUUAUCGAUGUGGCAUGAAUAACUUACCAGGACUAUAAGAGUUGGUAAUGAGGAAUUAAUAGGAACUCUAUGAAGAAAGUACAGUGUUUCCUGACGGCUAAUUAUGACUUUUCCACUCCCACAAAUGUGAUAUUGCAUAAAAACAUCAAGGUAGAAGGGCAAGACUUGCAAAAUCAGUGAAAUGGACAAGCAUACAGCUGGGUUCUAGGUGAAUUCUCUCUUUGCCAUGGUUUCUUGAAACUAAUCAAAUUUCCACUUUGUGUCACUCUCAUAGGACGUUAGGGAAAAGUUUAAAGUAUAUUAAGUGUACAGUUAGGAAUUUGCGAUUGACAAAAAUAGAUUGUAGGGAUAAAUAACCAGACCAAAAGCAAUAAGAAACUGUGAUUUAUUAAUGUUUAAACUUGUGACAGAAGGUUUUUUGUUUUUUGUUUGUUAUACCUACAUUCCAGGGUGGUAGCAACGUCGUGUGAGAAGCAGGAUAUUAAACUAGCAGCUUUAAAAUAUUAUUUAUUUUAUGAAUCGAUUCCCGUAAAACAUCCCAAAGCGAUUUGACAAUUGAAAUGUCAACAAUAAAAACACACAUAAAAACAAUUUAAAGUCCAAUACAGAUAGAAACAUUGGAUUUAUACCCUAAUUAGUUAUGUAGCAACCACACUGUAUACACAGGAUCUGGGGGCGCUUGGGUGCAAGGUGACUUUCAAAGCCAAUAAGGUCAGAUACUGUUUAGCUUUGUUAGCUACGGAAACAGAGAGCAAGCUGCAGCUGCACACAUAUAAACAGUUACCCAUUGCUAGACCUCUGUUCAGGCAGACCCAUCUGCUCAAAACAUACAGUUGAAAAAUGUCUGCAUGGAAUGCUCUUAAAUUUAGGACAAAGCUAAUUUGCCUUUAGGGACGCGGGUGGCGCUGUGGGUUAAACCACAGAGCCUAGGACUUGCUGAUCAGAAAGUCGGCGGUUCGAAUCCCCACAAUGGGGUGAGCUCCCGUUGCUCAGUCCCUGCUCCUGCCAUCCUAGCAGUUCGAAAGCACGUCAAAGUGCAAGUAGAUAAACAGGUACCGCUCCAGCGGAAAGGUAAACGGCGUUUCCAUGCGCUGCUCUGGUUCGCCAGAAGUGGCUUAGUCAUGCUGGCCACAUGACCUGGAAGCUGUACGCCGGCUCCCUCGGCCAAUAAAGCGAGAUGAGCGCCGCAACCCCAGAGUCGGUCACGACUGGACCUAAUGGUUAGGGGUCCCUUUACCUUUACCUUUAAUUUGCCUUUGGAUUGUGCCCAUUGUAUCUUAACAGAUUUUAGUUCCAAUGCUACUAUCUUCCUCAGGCCCAGCCCACCCAUAAGGUGACUGCCUCAGGCGGCAGGAUCCACAUGGGCAGCAGAUCUUGAUAUAGAGCUUUAUUCAAGGCCAGCCCACCAAUGAGGCAAGGUGAGGUGACUGCCUCACAUGGCAGGAUUCAUCGGGACAGCAGAUCCAAAGGUCAAUCUUUCUUCCCCCUCCCCUUGUUCCUGAUGUAGCUCUUCCCUGGCGGGGAGGGGGUGUUAUUAUGAAUGGUUUUGAAUGGUUUAUGUCUAGUGGGCACAGUCCCAAGAACUAUCUGAGGCAUGCUCUAUUGCUGGUAAAGCAUAUCAGCUAUAUCGUAUCUGGCUUCUCAUAUCAUUGGUCAAAUAUAAUAUCUAUACAAAAAUAAGUUUAAGGAAGAUGUUAAAGUUUUAAGCAGCUUAUUUCAGUGCAGUAGCUUCUUGAGUUCUUGUUAAUCAUGGCUCUAUGGAUGUCUUUAAAAAAUAAUUGUCCUCUUCCUGUGGAACUCUGAAUGCAAGUAAGAAUGGUGCAUCUGUGACAUUAUACCACUCUCCAUGCAUUAGAUUUUUGACUUUGCAGAAUCAGCAAGACAUAUGAGUUUAGGUACAGUGUAUGCGCAACCAUCACACAUGCAUUAGGUAUUCAUUGCCACUGUUUGAAUUAGGCCUCAGCAAGUGAAUAGCAGGGCAUUUUAUAAAAGGUGAACUUCAGCAGCAGUAUAAGGUUGGGACAUUGUGUGUGCUUGUUCACAGUGAAAGAAACUUCUGUCUUCUAGUAAUCAUCCACUUGACCUCUAAUCCUUCAACUUGUUUGUGUACCCUUUUACAGGUAUUUGGCUUUCUGUUUGGGUCAUGGCCUUUCUUAACACUUUUUCCUCUCAAAUGUCAGCAUUUGACCUGUCGUCUCAGCUUGUUUGACGUAAACUAGAAUCUGGAUUGUUUUAUUCUUAUGAUGCUUUGUUUUCAUUCUUAUAAUAUUGAAUCAAAGCAAUUAUUUACACUGUACUUACUAUAGAUAAUACUUUACGUUCAUCCAAUUCAUCCUGGGAAAUAGGCAACUGUUAUUUCCCAGUUUGCAUAAUGGCAACAGAACAGAAUAUGAUUCGGUGUGAGUUUGUGGCUCAGCAGAGGUUUGGACUCUGAUGUAUUUACAACUUCUAUCACAAUCCUUCACAGGUUCUUGACAAGUUGGUAAUAAAAUUGGCAUUUGUACCACAUUGUAUUUUAACUUGGUUUGCAUUUGGCCUUUCUGGCUGGUCAUGGAAAUAGUUUUACCACAAACUCGGAUAAUUAAAUAUGUUGGUUAAAAUGCUUUUAUUCUGUAUUCCCACCCAUAACAGAAAGUCUAAGGUAGCUAACAACAAAUCAGUAAUAAAGUACUUCAAGAUAAGAAUACAAAAUAGCAGUGCCAAGCAAUAAAAACAAACAAUCAUAAAGUGAUAGCUCAUAGGACAAUUCAGUUGCCAUGUAACUUAAAUUCAUGCUGCAAUGGCAGUGUUUUAGUCAGGCAUCUGAAGAUGCGUAGGGGAGAAGUGACAAAUCCUCCUGGGUUAGGGAGUUCCACAGCUUGGCUCUACCACCAAGAAGGCCCCGCCAAACAUUAUUAGCUCAACACACCUCAGUUCAUAAGGGGGGAUACAGAGCAGGAACUAAGUUGAAGGGGAAAUCCUCUCCUCCUCACGGAGGGGAGGCGUUGUGAUCGGGAACCGUUCCCGCGCUGAGCAGGGGGCGUUCCGGCCCCUGCUCAAUGUCAUCGCUGACGCGCCCCCCCCAGUGAGCCUGCCUAUCAGCUGCAGGCUCGGGGGCGGGGUUUAGCCGCUUAAACGCGGCCGCGGCAGCCCUCUUUCCCUCACUGCGCUGCUGGGAUCGUCAUCGGAUUAAGAUACCGUGCAUGGCACUUUAAAGAGUAUAAAAUCCCAGGUUCCUGCCCUGAGGACCUUACAGUCUAUAAUUUGAGAUAGGAAACCACAGAGGCACAGGAUGGAAGCUGAAGGGGGAUCAAUAGGAGAAAAAAAUACUAAGUUUAUUUUAUUAGUAUAGUUCAGGCAUCCCCAACCUGCAGCCCUCCAAAUGUUUUGGCCUACAACUCCCAUGAUCCCUAGCUAACAGGACCAGUGGUCAGGGAUGAUGGGAACUGUAGUCCAAAACAUCUGGAGGGCUGAAUGUUGGGGAUGCCUGGUAUAGUUAUAUCACACCUUUCUACAAGAAGCUUAAGGUGGCAUCCACGUUUCCCUAUUUCAUCCUUACAACCACCUUUUUAAGGCAGGUUGGACUGAGAGAUGGUGAUUGGCUCAAAGUUACUCAGUGAGCUUCAUGGCUGAGUGAGUAUUUGAUCCCUGGUGUCCCAGAUCGUAGUCCAACAUUCUAGCACUACACCAUAUUGGCUUUAAGUUAAAUAUACAUAGACUAGACUUGGUAGCAGGGCCUGGGAAACUACUAUUGCAAUGUGUUCUGGGUCCAUGGGGCUGUAUUUAAAGUGUUUGGAAGCUUCAACUGAAGCAGAAAUAUCACCACCAGAUUGCUGAUAGGAACUGAUUGACCAAUACCAGACUAAUACGCCUCAGUCAAUCUGCACUGGUUCCCCGCUCAGUUUAAGGUGCUAGGUCUUAUCUUUAAAUAUCUAAUCACCUUGGGCCUUGGGUACCUUAAGGAUGCCCUCCUCUUCUCUCUAGGUGCAACAUCUGAGAUCCUUCUCCAUGUGCUUCCACAGUCUGUGGUCAAUGUUGUCUUGCAGUGGCAGCAGCCUUAAGAAUUCACAUUUACAGGGAGGCCCACUAGCCCCAACUUCAGGUGUUUUCAUGAGUCAGGCAGCAACCUGUCUUUAAGAAGGCUCUUUUGGAUUCAGCCAAUCUUUAUAUUUCCUGGUUUUCUGUUGAUUGAAAUAGUGGCUAGUCCCCCUUGUAUUAUUGAUUACUGCUGCUUUAUUCUGCUAGCUGCUGCCAGUUUAUUUCUUUGUAGUUUGAUAUUUGCUGUUGCUAUGAUUUGUUACAAGCUGCCUUGAGAGAGCUAGAAUGUGUUUUAGUAGUUCUGUCUAAGGAACAGGCAACAUGUAAGUUUAGAAACAGACAGAACAAUUCAGAAAUGGAAAGCAUCAAGGGCAUAGAGGCUUUGUUAUGGUACUGGCAUAGGCAGAUGGGCUCAAGAAAGCACUAGCCAUUGAGGUACUUCACAGUCCAAGUUAGUGCUGUGCCGAAGUCUGUCUUCCAGUUUCUCAAAAGUGUUCUUCCUCUGCUGGAGAGGCGUUUGUUUUUCAGCCUCAUACUCAUAGUGUUUGAGAAUCUUUUUACAGUUUCUGUCAUUGCAGGGUUGUGAGCUUACUAGGAUGGUUACACGGUGCCCAAAAGCAAUGCGUGCAUUUUUCUUCCCAGUAAACAUUUCUCCAGCAAUCUCCAGCCCCCCUGACUGCUCACUCUUCCUCAUCUAAAAAGGCCCCAUAAAUUUUCAGUACAGUAGCACUAGUCCAAGUAGCCAUGCAUUGCCCACGGAGAUUGAUCUGAUUUGUAAGAGGAGGUUCAGGAACUACAGAUCAAGGUGGUGCAAACUUGGGGGUUUCCUCUAAUUCUGUGAAAGGUAAUCACAAAUACUGCUGGCUCUCAGGUAUUUAUGGGUCUCAAGUGCCUAAACUGGAAAUUGAGAGUUGUAUCCAAUAUUUGUCCUAGCCAGAGUAGACCCAUUCAAAUUAACGGACCUAAAAGGGUUGUGUCCAUUAUUUUCAAUGAGUCUACUGUGCUGGGACAAGCAUUGGACACAACCUUGAGAUAUGGAAGAAUCAGUGCCACUGUCCAUGGAUCCAUGGUCUCAAACGUUUUUUUCAAGGAUACUACACUAUGAUUAUUUUCUUCAAAAGAGUCCCUUAUUACAGAUGUAUGCCUUCAAAUUCUUUUUAUCUACACAGGUCUUUCAGGAAUAUUUUAGAAGGCUUGUCAGUCUUCGUAAUAUGUUUGUGGAACUCUUCCUACAGCUUAAUCUUUUUUUUUUAUUUAUUAAAGGCAACAGUCAUCCCAGAUGUCAGUUGGUGCCUGGAAUUUAAUAGGUGUUAAUGAAAACAAAUGCUUAUGAAAGUCCAACUAGAGUCUGCUCCCUCACAUCAUUAACUGUCUCUCCCUUGUAAUGCAGCUGUUUCCUCAGCUCCCUUUGGAGGUAAACAUUCUAUUUAAAAGGGGAAGGGUGCAAUUCACAUUUGACCUAUGUGGAGGAGGAAAAACAGUAAGUGCUCUGGGGAAAUUUCAAGGAAUUAUUAUUAUUAUUAUUAUUAUUAUUUUACAAAACUAAACCUCAAAGACAACUAUCAAAAUGUUUCUGUUUUAAAAAGAUAAAGUAAAAAUACAGUUGCAUAAUAUGGCUAAUAUUUGUUACCUUUAUGUUGUUGUUUAGUCGUUUAGUCAUGUCCGACUCUUCAUGAUCCCAUGGACCAGAGCACGCCAGGCACUCCUGUCUUCCACUGCCUCCCGCAGUUUGGUCAAACUCAUGUUGGUAGCUUUGAGAACACUAUCCAACCAUCUCGUCCUCUGUCAUCCCCUUCUCCUUGUGCCUUCCAUCUUUCCCAAUAUCAGGGUCUUUUCCAGGGAGUCUUCUCUUCUCAUGAGGUGGCCAAAGUAUUGGAGCCUCAGUUUCAGGAUCUGUCCUUCCAGUGAGCACUCAGGGCUGAUUUCCUUAAGAAUGGAUAGGUUUGAUCUUCUUGAAGUCCAUGGGACUCUCAAGAGUCCCAUGUUACCUUUAUACUUGCCACUUUUUGUUUAGCAAUGUCCUCUGCCCUUAUCUAUCCCUGUUUCUUGGGAUGGGUUCUGCUGGUAUCACAGUUGUUCAGCAAAGCUGUCCCUUUUCCCAAUAUACAUUCAGUAAUUUCAAGGCUGGCCUCGACAAAUAGCAGUAUGGGCAGCUGCCUUGGGUUUCAGAAUUCAAGUGACACAGGGCUACUCUGCAAAGUUCUCCCUCGCCUUUAAAACUCAGAAACUUGGAUUAAGCCACAAUAUUCCCCUCCCUCAAAGGACAAUUAGCAGACAGUUUUUGUAUGUUUCAUAUGUCACAUUUAGAAAUAAUUAUUACAAUUUAAAUAGAGCUACAGUAUAUAUAGUUAAUGGGCAAGUUCAAGGUCCUAGCUGCUCUUUCUUACGGUUCUUUAAGUUGGCCAGCCAUUUAAAAUAAAAUAAAAUGGUAGCCAAGCAAGUUCCACAGAUGGAGGAGGAGGCCCACUAGAUGUUAUGUUUCCCAAAGCCCCCCCCAAAAAAAACCCCUGGAGCCUGCCCUGAAUAUACGGUAAGUUUUCCCCACUGACCUUUAUUUUACUUCUCCCCAAAUGAUGUCAGAGUACUAAACUGCAGCUUUCUGUGGGAUCUGAAAAGCUGAGAAACACAAACAUUUAUAACUUCAUGUUCCAGUUUAACCCGUGUAAACUGUGCUAAGCAACAGAUUUUAGCUGUUCCCCACAGAGCUACCAAUCUUGGCAGUCAAUUCAGCCAUCAGUAAAUGAGUCAUGGCAGUUGUACAAGGAAGGGGCUCCAUCUUGGUGCCAAAUUCUCUGUUUGGGGACUACAGGUGCAGGUGAGCACUUAUUCAUUUAUUAUUUAUUCAAAAAGCCCAUCUGAAGGAAGAAAAUGGAAGAAAGCUGUAUGUUGUAAAUAUAGAGCAUUACUGUUUCCAGCUUGGGCUGCUAUUCAGUUCAAAACUUUCAAAACAGAUGCUUAGAGCGCUACAAACUAAUUAAUAACUCAAGGGAAGCAGAGACGAGCAUUAUUUUUUUUAAUGAAUAUACAAUUCUAUAUAAUAACACAUAUUGUGUACUCAAUGCCAUCAUUUUAACAGAUGCAAUACAGAUGCAAUUUUUUAAUGAGUGACAUUUUAAUUUAUUUUUAAUCUUUGCUGGAAGCCUCCCAGAGUGGUUGGGGAAACUCAGCCAGAUGGGCGGGGUACAAAUAAUAAUAAUAAUAAUAAUAAUAAUAAUAAUAAUAAUAAUUAUGCAAGUCUUACUGAAGAUGCGCAGUUGUGCUAGUUAGCCUCACUCAUUUCACACACAUGCUGAAACUUUUUUGAUGCAACUAUUAAGACUUUUCCUGGGUGGGGUCAGACAUUUGUCAGGACUCUACCAUGAGCUUCCCUUGCCAACUGAUCAGUGAGUGCACAUAUAAGGGCUGGGGGUUUCCCAUACACACAAAAUUAAAAAGAAUUUUGUUGUUUUCUAUAAGCAAAUAUUUAACAAAUGUGUAAAAUAAGAGGUCUACUUAGAAGUAAGCUUGCUUUAGCUGUGGAAGCUCCUCCUAAUUUUAGCUGUUUUGAGACUGGAUUUGAUUAAGCAUUGAAAAUGGAAAACACUUAGUACAUUAUUAAGUGCAUUGCCAUUGUCAUCAUCAUGUUUACGUGUUUUUGGGCAAAAUGGGGAAAGCAGAAUAAUCAUCUCAGUUGCAAGGACCCCACAAGGACCUAGAGAUAGUGCAAAAAUGGCUGGAUGCAUCAUCUUCAUGAAAACUACAGCAACACUGAAAUUUCAGAUGUGGACACUUGUAACAAUUGUGUGUGAACAGUCAAUAUAUGUUUGAAUAUUCCCCUGGGUUCUUGUGCAGCUUGAUUCUCUCUUAAGAGAUGUGGGAGCAAACUAACCUUGUCCCCGUACUCACAGUGUCUGUAUUAAACAGGGCUGCUAUGAUAUCUUGAUCCAUCUACAGUUACCUGUGUUGAGAUCCUGUUGCUUUGGAAUAAGCCACAAGCUGGAAUAAGGCAAAACAUUUCCUGCAGCAAGUGCCUCUUAAGACUGUUUUCCAUUUAGUGAUGCCAACCAAAUUAUACGGGCCCUUUCUCUUGUGUUUAUCAUACAUGUGAUCUGAUUGACCUCUCGCUAGCCAGUUCCAGCCUUGGUGUGUUUGUUUGCUCUGGUCUGUGCUGGACUUUCACAAGAGCUGCUCAGUUCGCUUUUUUCAGCUUGUUUUUUAGGCUUUGUAUCUGAUUUCAGUUGCAGUUGCACAAUAAUUAAGCUACCAAGCUUGCUUAUGAACUAAGGAGUGACUGUUACAUUUCCUUCUUGUGCCUUCUCGUUGCUUUUUCACUGAGCUCUUUCAAUGUUGAGAUCUGAAGCAAUGGUUUCCUUUCCUGGCCUGUCUCAAAUCAAUCUCAGUUUCUCAUGGUACUUCACAAAUGCUGUUUUAUUUGCUUGAUCCAACAUGCAGACAUUAAACAGCAACAGAUAACAUAUUAAUAUGGCUCAUUAGACACAAAACACUCUUUUUUAAAAAAAAAUGUGUUGAAUUUAAUCCCUCUGAAGUGCCUCUUAUUGCUGCUUUUCUAGUUCAUGGGCGAGAUUCUUUUUUUAGAUGGAUAGUAGAGGAGAAUAAGUUUGCAAAAGCAAAAAAAUGCCAAAACUAAUGUAUGGCCAAAAAAGAUAGCUACAUUUUGCAUAGCAUUUGCUCAGAUGCAAAUUUAGAAAUAAUCACUAUAACUUAAACAGAAAUACACAGCAUUUGGGCAUCAUGGAGAAGAUGUGAAUGGACGACCUGAGUGCCUGUUCAGUUUGCUAUUCAGAUGCUAGUUGCUGAUAAGCAAGUUCAAGGCCCCUGCUAGUCUCCCAUGUUAGGCAUUUGAACCAGGCAGCCAUUCAGAUAGAGUCCUGUCCUUAGUAACAUAGGCCAUAUGGCCAUCCUAGAAGUAAUCCUACCUCCAAGAUGGCAGCAUCACUUUCUCAAGGAUAUAAGGAGCUGCCAUAUUGAAAUGCAUCUAUGUCUACUCAAAUCUACCACAAUGCAUGCUCUGGCAAGGCUUGCCUUAGCCCUGCUACAUGAGAUUUUAAACUGGGAUUGCCGGGAAGUAAACCUGGUGUUAGAAGCAUGAAAGUCAGAUCAACCACAGAUUUAGAAAGCACUACAUAAAAAUGUAGAGUUGUGAGUAGUUUUAAUACGUCUACAUCUCCAUUCUCUGUGGUCACCUAAACAGUAGGGCCAUUUAAAUUGUCAGUUACUGUGAGUGGUCAUAUUUGGAGGUUCCUCUUACCACUGCUUACCAGAACUGUAAUUCCCAGGACCUUUAACAAACUACAGUUCCCAGGAUUGGGUGGGAGAGGACAAGCCAUGACUGUUAAUGUGGUAUAAGAGCGCUUUAAAUGUAUAAUAUGGAUGUGAUAUAUGCUGUCCUGAUCUAUAACUGUAGAUAAUGUUACCUAUGGCUAAUUUAAACCAUCUUAAACUUAUGACUUAUUUAAACAAAUCAGCUUCAUAAAAUAUGGUUUGAGGUUGACUUGCUUGAAACUAACUAUAGUUAAAAUUAACCACAGUUUGCUUGCUAGUUCCAGAGAACACGACAAGCUUUUGUUAAGCAAAAUUGGAAUUAAAAGCUUCCAAACUGCUCCUUGUGACUGUACUGAAGGAAAGGGAAGCAGGGAGUGUGUGAAUCUUAAAGUUCACACCAGCACACAUUGACAUGGUCAUUAUCUUUUAAGGAGACACUUUCCCAAGUAGUACCUCACUCAGAAGUUGGAAUCCCCAAUGCAGUACUCAUCAUGGGUACCAGUGCGGCUGCCAGCACCUCCCAUUAUACCUCAGCAAAUAUCCCCUCAAAAAUCCAUAGUGUAUGAGAUACUAUUUCUGUCUCUUUCUUGGUUCUUGUUUACACUGGCUCAGCCUCUGCCACACUGAAUAUGCCUCCUUAAACAUGUCCACAUUUCACUGACUGCUCUCCCUUCAAUUCUGAACAGAGGAGGGGUACAAAGAGCUUUUCGUGAGUGAACAUUCUUCCAUGGGAGGGGGAUGACUGAUGGGGGAGCAUGCCCACACCAUUUUGUGGCCCUGCCUCUUUUUGCUGUUUUAGAUGUGGCAGUCAUUUUAUGUUGGCCCCGCCCCCAUGGCAGCCAUUUUGUGAUUGUCACCCAGGGCACUUCAACAAAAUUCCAAAUGUGUCCACUGGGCCAAAAUCCAUUGUCAACCCCUGUCUUAUCACACUCUUAUCACAUGGCAUCUUGUCAAAAAUAGUCAUGCAAAUUGCUUGAAGACCCUUUGACACAGAGCACUAAGCUGCUCACUCCUUGAGGCAUACAUUCCACAUUUCUGCUGAGGUGAUAAAACUGCUGCUUCAAUGGAGGUAGCCCAGCCUGUUUGAGUUUGUCCUUGACAUGCUUUUAAGAAAAUGAAAGCAUAGACAGAAUAAGGAAGGUCUUUGGAAUUCGUUUAUUGCCCAACAACUUCAAGCACCAGUGGCCUCAGUUCCCACAUCCAGCUGGGUGAUAUUAAGUAAAGCCAUUGGGUGGUGAGAGCAUGUGAGACUCAGAUCUAAGCAUUUGCAACAUUGUUGGAAAGGGAACAUUUAACUUGUUGCUUAUGUUGCCUCUGGGCUUUAUGGCUUUCCUUUUGAGGGUUAGCAGGAUAAUUAAGGCUGCCAAUCCUAUAUAUUCUUACCUAGGAAUUAGUCCCAUUGAACUCAUUGCUUCUAGGUUGGCACAGGAUUUCAAUAUUAAUUCUUUGUUUGAAAUGAGUUAAUGUCCCAGCAAUGAAAAAGUGAUGAAAAGUGUGUCAUCCUAUACAAUGGUAAAUAAAUGGACUUUGUGCCUAAGGAGCCAAAUAGCAUAUUAAAACAAAAGGGAACAUUAAUCCUCUUCUCCUAAAUUACAGUAUUCUUGAGGCUAGAGUAUUUGUUGUGGGCAUCUUGUUGUUCUGCACAAAAGGCUUAUUAUUCUGUUGUGUUUUGGAAACCUUAAUGGGUAUUAGUAAGUGAGUGUUCAGAGAAUUUUUUGGCAAUUUGUCUUAGCGAGAUUUGUGUGAAUUUAAAAAUAGCUUUUAAUAGCGUUUAAUGGCUACUGCAUUUCAUGAGUUUGAGCAGCAAGACAGCCUGACCCAAUCACUUAGUGCUCCAUCUCCCAGGUGGCAUAGUUGAAUGGAGCUUAUGAGGAAUGGCUUCAAAAACUGAACAAGCUGUUCCUAAAUACUCAAAAUGGACCACGGCCAUGUGCUUUUAAUAGACGCAUCCUGCAUAUGCAACCUAAAAAUGUCAGUUUCAACAUUUUUAAAUUUUUUUUAAUUGCUUCUUUUGUAUCUAUCAUACUGUGUGUCCUAAGUAUUUUCAAUUAUUUGUCCUUCCAAAUAAUUGGUUAGGUUAACCUUGAGUUAGGUUGCCAUUACUGACAUUUUGCGACUAGAAACUGAUGAAUGCUUGUUAAAGGCCACAGUGGGAAAUUAUGGAGAGGGAUCUAAAUCUAUAUUUGGGGCGAGGGGGGUCUAAGUUCUGCACUCUAUUCCAGGUCCACAAUGAUUUUCAAGUGUAUCGCAAUCCAAAAUCAGCCUAGCUGAAUGGAGCCUGGUGCCAGCAUCUCAUCAUUCAGCAUGAAAAAGGUUACAUUUUUGUGAGCAUUCAUUGUGGGUCGUUGCAGUUAGACUCAAAGGCACUUGCAUUAAGUGCUCGCUAUUUCCAUUUCCAGGCCCUUUUUUGAGUGCUGCUGCUGCUCCUGCCACCACUUGAAAGGUAAGAAAAGAGGAAGGUGGGGAAUGUUUCGAGGAACGGAUACUAGUGUGGACGAAUUUGGAGAACUGUAAGGAUAUGCGGGUGGCGCUGUGGGUUAAACCACAGAGCCUAGGACUUGCCAAUCAGAAGGUCGGCGGUUCGAAUCCCUGCAACGGGGUGAGCUCCCGUUGCUCGGUCCCUGCUCCUGCCAACCUAGCAGUUGGAAAGCAUGUCAAAGUGCAAGUAGAUAAAUAGGUACCGCUCCGGCGGGAAGGUAAACGGCAUUUCCGUGCGCUGGUCUGGUUCACCAGAAGCGGCUUAAUCAUGCUGGCCACAUGACCUGAAAGCUGUACUCUGGCUCCCUUGGCCAAUAAAGCGAGAUGAGCGCCGCAACCCCAGAGUCGGUCACGACUGGACCUAAUGGUCAGGGGUCCCUUUACCUUUACCUUUUAAGUAUUGGCAAGGAUUGCUGGAAGGAUCCAAUAAUUCAUUUCUGACAUGGAUUUUAAUUCAAGCCAGGAAACCUAUUUCAUGGUGAGCUUUUACCAGCCCUGAAAGUUCAUUUUCUUUAAAACAAAAAAGGGAAACAAGGGAAAAGCUGUGCAUGCCAGUGGCCAUCAAAAUACUGUGAGCUUGAUGCAUUGAAUGAAUGUUUGCCCACCCUGAGCCUAAACACUUAAGAAAUGGACUCUACACUAAUCAUGCAUGCGUACUAAAAGUACGGAACUGCCUUAUACUGUGUCAGUCUAAUGGUCCAUCUAGCUCAGUACUGUCUACACGGACUGGCAGCAUCUCUCCAGAGUUUCAUGCAGGAAUCUCUCCAAUCCCUAUCUGGAGAUGCUGGGGAUUGAAGCUGGAACCUUCUGCAUGCAAAGCAGAUGUUCUACUCUUGAGUUAUGGCCCUUCCCCAACCCUUCUCAUAAAUUUCUAUCAUUUCUCUGCUUGAUCAUUAACAACAACAACAACAACAACAAGAAAACACCUAAGCCCCAAAGAUCCAAAUUCUUAAGUCUCCCACAUAAGGAAGAUGUUCUGCUUCCUCUGUUUUAGUUGUUUUCUGCCCUCUGUUUCAAGUUGAGGCAUGAAUUUGCCUUGUGACCCUUUGCAAAAGAGGGGAAAAUCUGUGCAUGCAGCAUUAGCACAGUGAGCAUAAAGCCCUCCUUGUCUUUUGUGUCUUUUGUCUGAAGGCGACUGUGCACGUGACAAAAGCCACACAGAUCUUGAGCAAAUGUUUGAAGAGCUUCUUGCACAACAGAGCUGAGCAAACAUUCAGGCAUACCAUUUUUAACGCAGUGAGGGAACACAUGGCAGCAAAUGUGCUGGCACCAAGUACAUUAAAUGACGUUUGUACUGCAGAGAAUAAAUGGCACGAGAAUUUGGUUCCUGUGCCCGUUUCUGCAAGGAAGAGGUGCUGCGCAUUUUAGAUGUCAUUCAAAACUAACAGAAUAGUCCCAUUGUAGGACUGCAGUAACAAGCUGCAAUCCUCCAAGCCAUUCCUCUAAAACAGGUAUGGGGAACUUGUAGCCCUCCAGAUGUAGUUGAACUCCAACUCCCAUUAGCCCCAGACAGCCUGGCCAGUAGUCAAGAGUGAUGGGAGCAGGAGUCCAGCAUAAUCUGGAAGGCCACAGCUUCCCCAGCCUUGGUCUAAAAUUUGAGAGCCCAUGAUUAGUGGCUCGUAUUCUCAAACUGUCCCUAUUUUUUGCACGUGUCUCUGGUAAAACACUGCCACUUGCAUGUCCUUAUUUGCUCUUGGGAUGGGAAAUUCUUGGGAAUCUGGAUAUUUGUUUUGUAAGUGGACUCAAAUACACUGAAUGGAGAGGGACCAUAGCUAGGGGGUACAAAGUUCAUGUUUCAUAUAUGAAAAGUCCUAAAUUCACCCCUGUCCUGUCCAGUUAAACGGCUGCAGAACACUGGAGAGAUUCUGUCACUCAGGGCGUACAAAACGGGUUAAAUUAUUUGACCUUGCAGAAGCCAGUUUCCUGUUUCCCUGUGGUUGUUCGGGUUUCAGCUCCUACUACUGGCUCCUUGGAUGAUAAUUCUGUUUAGUGGAACCGGAGGCUUGUUGAUCUCAGUGCAUUUUCAUAUAAAUGUGCACUCACAAACAAUGUGGCAGAAAGUAUUGUGCAGCAUGACAUAUAUAUCACAUGUUGCCACUUACAAGGCUCAUUUAGGAUUAUUGCAAAUAAUGAGCAUGUAUCAGUCGCAAGGGCUGAAUGUGAUCCUCUAAACCCCUCUAUCCAACCCUUGGGAGUCUCCACAGCCAUGCCCCCUCUCUCAAACCUAGGGCUGCCAUACGUUCUGGAUUUUCCUGGACAUUACCAGAUUAGACAUCUGGGGAAAAUUUCCUGGGUCUUAGGCAAUUCAAUUUUGGGGUGUCCUGGUUUAUACUUUUUGAAAUAUGGCAACCCUACAAACCACUCCCUUCACCAUCCUUCCUUGCAUGCUUUUGUUAACCAGAAUGUGGCCUUGGAAUGUGGUUCUGCUUCUUGUUUGUCUAGAUGGAAGAGUUUGUUUUAUUUUAAAGCAUUUAUAAACGGCACAAGAUUUCAAAAAUCUCUAAGUGGCAUCCAGUUUAAAAAAAGCAAACAAUAUUUCAUUAAAACAUUAAAGCACAAUGUGAAAGCAGUAAAACACAAACUCACACCCAAAGCCCAUAUAAAAGGGGGAGGGAAGCAAAUCCAGAAGAUUCAAACAUGUAAAACAAAGUCCAAUCUUCUGGGUGUCAGGGAAAGACCCAGACAAAGAAACAAGUCUUUGUAAGAUGUCUGAAGUAACUGAUGGGUGCUGCUUUCACUAAAGGCACAGAAAAGACAUUCUACAGUACAGGGGCAAAAUGGCCAAUGAGACUCAGUAGGUUGUGGUGCUAUAAGGAGACCCCCCCCCCCCCAGAUUAUCUAAAUGAUUUUAUGGAUCUAUACAGGCACAUGUGAUCUUUCUUGUAACCCAAGUUGUUCAGGGCUUUAUAUGUUAACAACAAGACCAGUAGCUGAUUUUAUAUAUGUGAAGAAUUUAAAUUUUAAAAAAUCCUCUAAUAUUGUGCACCAAAGAGCUUUAAAUCAUAGGCAAUUUAAUGUGAAAGGGUUUAAAAUUGCAGUCUGCAAAAUCAUGAGACAGGCUGUCCUAUGGAGGCAAAAAGCAUUGCUAAAGAGAGGUUCAAGUAGAAGUAGGAAAAAGGGCAAAGGGAAAUCUUGGAACAACAACAAAGGAAACAGGAAGGGGACACAAAUGUGAAGUGAUUUCAGAAACAAAGGCUUGCAAAGACUGUUCACACUGAAGAAAUUUUUGACUGAAAUGCUAAAGUACACAGUAUAGAACAAAAGCUGUGUUGAGGCUGUUCCCGCUUUAAGCUGCCCCACCAGUAAAACCAAGUCCAUGGAGUAGCUUACCACAUUAAGUGCACCAUCUAUGCCAUCAAAAUUUUAUGUAUUUAUUUAUAUUCAUUUGAAAUAUUCCUGUCCCAUCUUUCUUAAAGGAAGGAAAUCUGAAGCAGCUUAAAAUAUUGUAUUUAAUUACUUAAGUGGGGAAAAUAUUUAGCAGCAGUUUGAGGCUUGCUUCUGCCUUCUGAACCAUUUGAUUUAUUUUAGUUCUCUGGAAAGUUUAUGCUUGCUAUUUUGUGUCAGAUGGCACAUCAAGCCAGAAUUUUUGUUUUAAAAAAGAAUGGAGUGGGAGUAUUGCACAAGGGAUAAGGGGGGGGGCAUGUUUUGGAGUAUAAAGUUUCUUAACCUUUUCCCCUUUAGGCUUUUGAACGUUCCCUCCAUAUCAUAACAAACCUUCUUCUCUUCUAUAAGACAUGUCUAAUGUGGCACUGGCCUGGAAUCUACCACAAGGAAGUGCCAAAUAUGUGAAACUGAUGAUUGCCGUGCUGUUUUCCUCAUGUUCUUUGCUGCUGAAUCAAUUCAGUGCCAGCUGUUGUUGUUCCAAAAGAGUAGAACUGUUAGUGUGUUGUGGCAAACCCCCCCAACAAAUUCUGUGACAUCUUAAAGCAAAGGUGAGGAACCCUCUACCCUCCAAAUGUUGCUGGAUGACAAUUCCACUGUCCCUGAAAUAUACUCGGAGUCGAGUGUGAAUUUCAUGCUCCUUAUUCAGCUUGUAGUAGCAAUGAAUGAAACUUUCCCCAAAACAUCUAGCUAUAUAUACAUUAUUUAUACAAUGGGCCCCGCAUGAUUGGCUAAUUCUGGGCUGCUCCUGUAGGCCAAUCAGAUUGCGGAUUCCUUCCUCCAGAAGCCUGAUUGGCUGCUCCUGCAAGCCAAUCAGGUUGUUGAUUCACUUCAUCCAGGAACCUGAUUGGCUGCUCCUGCAGGCCAAUCAGGUCGCUGAUUGACUUCCACCUGGAGCUGGAUUGGGUGGCUCCUGCGGACCAAUCAGACUGCUGCAUCCUGGAUCCUAUUGUUCUGGAGAGCCUUGCCUUAAGACGUUUGUUGUGGCAUGAACUUCCAAGGCAAAGGUAUUGGAGGUGAGCUUCAUGCAUCUGUUGGAAGUGGGUUUUUGCGUAAGAAAGAUCAUGCUACAGUUCAUCUUUUAGUCCCUAAGGGGCCAUGAGGAUUUUUACAGUGCAAACCUAUACAUGUCUACACCAUUGCGUUUAAUGGGUCUUAUUCCCUGAGUAUAGGAUUGCAACCUUAGUUGCAAGCAAUACGUGAGGUCAAUCAGCUGAAUUCGAGGUGUGCAUUCCCUACUUAAGCAGUUGUCAGUGUGGUGUCUGUGGGCACACACAUGCCCUUAUAUGUCCUCCUUGGUGCCCCAAGUGACACAACAAUAACAACAACAUGCAACACAUUGUGCUAAGGUCAUGGGCAACUAAUGGAUGUGCUUUAGAUUUAUAGCAUGCCUCAGCCAAAAAGAACCUCCCUCCUAUCCCCAUAGCCAAAUAAUGUCAAAUUAAGCAUUCACUGUGAUGCCUCAUGCUUUCCUGACUUAUGUUUGAGCCACAAAGGCCAGCUCAAAGAGAUGCUACUGAAAGGCACUUGGGCUUGACUUUCAUGUGUGUAUGAAACUCAGGGAUCAAGCACUGAGGGCUGUGUUCCCUCGUGGGCAAUCUUCAGGAACCACAUGUCAGUGGUGGGUGAGGAAACAGAUGUGGCUCUGAUAUUUUCACAGCAAGCUGCACUCCAGCCAUGCAGAAGCGAGAGGUUUCUACAUGAGUAUCUGUCUAUCCAGGCAAGAUAGAAGUAUUAUCAUAGUUCAAUGAUAUCUUCCAACCAAGCAAAAAUAAGGAAACACCGGAGCAGGACCGGCGUGGGAUAUAGUCUGGUAGUUGGGGUGUGAUGUGGUCUGGAGAGAGCACUGAGGGCCAAAUAGAAAGGUCUGGAGGGCUGCCUUAGGCCCCUGGGACUAAGGUUAUCCACUCUUGGUGUACGGAAUAGCCGCAUAAGGUGUUGACCUUCUUGUUAAUUCAGUUGUUAAUUGUGAUAACACAUUUGGGAGAUUCGUGGUGUAAGAAGAGGUUGCAUCCUGCCAUUUACUACCCAACAGAGCCAGAUCCUGAAAGUUAAAAGAAAACCCAGUAGAUAUAAAAUCCUCAAAUGCUGGGAAAAUAGAAACAAAGACAUAUCAGUCAUGAGCAGAGACUUGAGGCUGCUGGCGGUGCAGGGAGAGAAGGACCUUGUUAAGUAAGAGACAACUCUGGAAUGAUUGGACAGGCUUCAGCAGGUCCUGGCUUCACAUCAUAUCACACCAUGCUCCAGCUCCAGACAGUAUGGAACCACUUGGGCAUUUGACAUCCACUCUCCUGGAAUGCAGACUAAGUCGAUUAGGUAGUUGAGCUGAUUUAGAGAAGCUUCUGUUUUAAAUACAAAACCUGAAGCCUACUAAGUACUUCAGCUGUUUUCAGAAUACAUAUGGUAGAGGAGGACGCUGGGCAGUCACCAGGAAUUCCUCUUUGCAUCCUAUAAUUCUGAAUCCGUUCAUAAGAGUGACAUCUAUUGUCAUAACCUAUUAUUACAUUAUGCCCAAAUACUUGUCCUUUAAGCCAGACAGUUCAAACGAAAAUGGAGGUGGUGGUGGUAGGAAUUCAUCUGCUUUUCUACCUCGAAAAAAAGCCUCACAGUCUGAUGGGAGUUAGUGUGCAGUCUCCCUGUGCUACAUGAUUCCCUAUGAAGGGGAAGGGGAAUGCCAGCCCAUAAGGCCAAAUCGGAAUGAUAACUCUUUGUGCCAAUGCCGUUUGGGCACCAAAGUGGAAGCCUGAAGGGGAAGAGUGUCCCUGAGAAAUACUUAAAUAUUUCUGCUGUGGGAUGGAGUCCUCCUGAAACCUUUGGCCUGGUGGGAUUGGAAGCAGUGGAAUCAAUUUCUAAAAAACCACACCAUUUGGGUAUGGCUAAGGUUUUAAAAGUGUGUAUGUGUGUAUGUAGAAGUCUAAUGUUAAAGGACCCGAGAUGAUGAUGAUGAUGAUGAUAAUGUUGUAAUGUAUGAAAACUAUUAUUAUUAUUAAUUCAUAGCUUUUAAUAAAAUGUCUCAAACUGGCUUACAAAAUAUGGCAGUAGGCAAAUUACUAUGAAGGAGGAAAUUUUUUUCACUAGGUAGGAAUGGGUGCUUGAGCCUCUGAACAGAAGGUUUGGCUCAGAAAACAAUACUCUGUGAACUCUUGUCCUAAUUUCUAUAUACAUAAAACUAAAAUGGCUUGAGGAAAUCGGUGUGGUGUGUAGAGUGUUUGUCAAAGAAUUCACAUCCUUUCAUUUCAUUUUUGUUUCCUUGUAUUGUGGUAUCACAGCUCUAUGUCUUUACUCAUUAACUGCUAACAUUAAAAGUGUUGUUUUAACACUGACCUUGACUUUAACACGGUUGGUGCUUUUUCUACAAAGGUUAGGAAUUUGCAGUGGCAUCUAGCGAGCUGGAAAACAAUCAGACCUGAAAGUUUUUUGUGGUUUUUUUUACAUCACUCCCCCUGAAACAAUACACGGAGACAAUAUUUUCCUUUGCUCUCUCUGUCACGCACCAUUUUGAUUUCCAAGGGCACAUGUGCAUUUGCACAACUUUGUUCUUGAAUUUUGUAAAACUCAGUUUAAAUUAAAGAGAGAGAAAAUAUUAGAUAGGAAUAUAGGGAGCUGCUUUAGUGCUUUAUACCAGGGCAGACAUUUUGAUCACCGGGCACAGUAAUGUCUAAAUGCUCUGCAAAUAGUCCUGCCCUCCACCCCAAACCAAACAAACAGGUACGGGGGAGGGAGCAGGAUGGGCUUCACAGUGAAACACGUGAGAAGUGAUCUUGGAACUGCAGUUUAUCCCAAGCCAGCAGUGUAGUGCGGCUACAAAAAAGGCCAAAUGCCAUUCCAAGCUGCAUCAAUAGAACCAGAGUUUCCAAGUUCAUGAGAAGUAAUAGUUCCACUUUAUUCUGCACUAUUCAGACCACAGCCUGAGCAUUAUGCUCAGUUCUAGGAAUGACACUUUCAGAAGGAUGCAAUCUGGAAUGGUUAAGUUUAUUAAUGAUUAAGAGACUAGGGAAUAAGAAGGCUUACUCUGUUUUAUUUCCCCUUGUUUGCUUCAUUGUUUCUGAGACCUGCCCUUCUGCAAUUUCUUUUUUUUCUGUGCAAAGUCCAGAUCUGUGAUUUAAUUGGCGGGAGUGGAUUCUGCUCACAGUCUGCAGGUACCUCCUAAUAAUAGCGCUAGGCAGACAUCAGCCUAGACGUGUCCAAGAUCAGUUUUUAAUCUGAAUUUUAUUACUAAUGACUAAUGGGGAGAAAAAGUGUGAUUGGAUUUUUGGCUCAUUUCUAAUUGCUGGCUGACUCAACAGAAUUUUUACCAGUUCUCUCUCUCUUGUAACUUCUUUAUUAUCUGUGGAAGAUACACCACCAGCACCAUCAACACAUAGUUCCUGACCUUUGCAACAGUUCUGAAACCAACAGGCACAUUUUGCACAUAUUAGCUGUAAUUUAUUGAUGUCCAUGGGAGGUAAGAGCAACAUUUAUUUUCCGAGUCAAAUUGUGGCUUAAGAAAAGCAUUACAGAAAGUUGAUAAGACUCUUCCUCUUGAUGGAAAUAUUUAUGCACACAUCCUUAUUGCACUUGUAGGUGAACCAGGGAAAUCCCUCCAUAUGGAACUGCACUAUCAAAACCAACCAACCAACCAACCAAUACCCCUGCUUUAUCAGUUAGAUUUUGUACUAGAACCAUAGAAUUGUAGAGCUGGAAGGGACCACAAGGAGCAUCUAGUCCAACCUCCUGCAAUGCUAUGCUAAGAGUGCAAUCCUGCACUUAUUUAUUUGCAAGCCAAUCCCAUUGAACUCAAUGAGGCUCACUUCUGAGUAGACAUGUAUAGAAUGGCACUGUUAGUGUCAUACAAAGUGCAUAUCUUCUGCCUGGAAAUGUUUAUGUCCUGGGCAGACAAGCCUGCCCAGAUGGUUAGAAAGUUGAUGCAAAUCUUAAUAUGCUUUCAGUCCAUUUUUGUUCUAACUUUUUGAACGUCUUAAAUUAUUGUUGUUAAUUUUUCUUUGUGGUAAUUUUAUUGUUUUCUCUUUUUUUGUAAACCACUCUAAGGGAUUUUUUAAACAACCAAGCAGUGUAUAAUUUUUUUUGUGUGUGUGUGUGUGUGUAAAACACCUCAUCAUACAGAUCAUUUUCUUGAUAUAUUUUUUCUUUAGUUAUAACAGGUUAUAAACCCUGUUGUUCAAAUGGAUACUGCAUUUUGAGGCUGAUCUUAUUAAUGGCUGGGUUGGGACAUUAAUAAUAGAAUAAAGAUUGCAGCAAAAAGGAAAGGGACCCAAAGCCACACAGGAGUUAGCAAAAGAACAUAAGGAAGAAUCAUUCUGGAUUGGUCAUGAUUGAAGAGUCAGGGCAGAGAGGCUUGGACAUAAGGGAUGGACAAUGGAAGAAGGUGGAACAUGAGAGAACAAGAGUAGGAUGAACUGAAAUCCCUUAAAGUACCUUUUUCCAUUGCCCAGGCAAAAGCCAAUGUUAGGCUCAUGCUGCAUUUGCCCAGAGACAUAUUACUGGUAGUCUGUCAGUACCACUGAAGUGGAAGUCUCUCAGCUAGGUAGGCAUUUCUGGUAAAACCUAGUUCUGUGCAGCUUAUGAGGCUGUGUUCCAGAAUUGGCUGUUGAGAUGGCCAGUCCCCGGCAUAAAUCCCCCAUCAUAUUCCAGGAAAUGGAAAUAUUAUUACUGCAAGCAGUUAUCCUUUGUACAUACAUAAAGCAGAAAAAGACACUUGGAGGCAUGUAGGAAAAGUUUAUAGUCUUUACUCUUAUUUCAUUUUAAUGGAUUAUAUGCAAAGUGGCAUACUGCUUUUGAUGCCGAAGCAGUUCUCUUUCAUUGCCUAUAGGUAAGCCAUCCUAAGGGGCUAAGCAUAGCUGCAAAGGGAAUUUGGUUCAAGAAAAUAGCACAAGAGAAAGGGCAAUCCUUCCCUCCCCCUGAGCUGCUCCUCCAAUCAAAUACAGAGCCUUCUACAGUGGCUUCAAAGUAAAAGCAAACCUUUGGGGAGAUCCAGUCAUACAGUUUGGCUCUAAACAAGUCUAUUCUCUUUAUCCUUUUAGUAGAAAAUGUCUUAUUUUUGCUGCAUUUUCCUGUCCGUUUCCCACAGCUCUUUACAAAAUAGCAGGAAAUGACUAUUGUUUUGAGGCUAGUUUGGUUUAUUUUUAAAUGUUGGAUGCCAAAGGUUGUUUCUUCUUCUUCUUCUUCUUCUUCUUCUUCUUCUUCUUCUUCUUCUUCUUCCCAAAUUCAUUUGCAAAAGAAAUCCAGCUGUUAGGUUACAAGGAGAAGGCACUUUUCAGCUUUAGGGCUUCACUACAUCUAGGAAAUACAAAAGAGGAGUUGUCACAGGGACAAAUCCAAAGGGCUAAUGAUGCUGCAAUGUGCAUCUAAGGGCUAAUCCAGAUUUCUGCUUGUGCUGCUGCUUCCUCCUGGGAAAGCCUGCUCUUUAAUGCUGAAUCAGAGCAGAGCAUACUGUACGUUAGUCAGGUUUUUCACAGAUUUACAUUUGCUCUGAUUUAGCACUAAAGAGCAGGUUUUGCCUUGGAAAGUGACCGGACAAGGGGAAAACCACUAGGACCUGUGCUUUCUAGCCAUAAUACAACACAUAUGUACAAGCAAAAUGCCAUGACCAGUUCUAUUGAGUGCAUAAAUGAAAUGAAAUACUUACCAAUUCAUGUGAUGUGGGAACAGUGCAACAACAAGUUUGAGUGACUUCCACUCCUUUUCCACAUUUCCAGGGUAAAGUGAGAAGGGGCAUCCCUUUAUCACAGGUAUAUUAUUAUUAAUUUUUAUUGUUAUUAUCAUCUGGUGAACCUAUGGCUCUUCAGAUGUCUCCGAACUACCAUCAGCCCCAACCAGCAUGACCAGUGGUUGAGGAUUAUGUAAGUUGGAGUGCAACAAUGUCUGGAGGAGCACACGUUCCCCAUCCGUGCUCUAUGGAUACUCAAUGUGGAAUCAGCUCAUACAUCUCUCCCCCACCCACCUCCAUUCUGCUUUGCAGAAUUUCCUGGAUGUGAAGUUCUUCCCAUCUGCACUUUCCCAUCUCAUGUCAAACUAUCUGAAGUGACAGUAUAAGUAUAUAUGAAAAUCUAUGUAUUUGGGGCUGAUGGAAUGUAAUAGUGAAGAGCUAUGAGUCAAAGGAAUCCCUCAUCCACAUCUCAUUUCAGCUCAGCUAUAAAUUUUAGGCAGGACACCAUCAGUACUUUUACCUCCAUAUUGCAGAAGGGGACAGGAAGCUAAGGGGUAGAAGAAAAAGCCUAAUGCAUUUCAGACCUCUCAGGUCCUCCUUCAGGGAAUUCUACAGAUAAAAUUAUUUGUAUGCAAUUUUGUUUGGGAAUUCUGAGAACUGCAUGUACUACCUUUGUAUAUCAUAACAGAUUUAAAAAGAACAAUGAAAGAAUAAUUGUAACCAAUACAAAUGGAAAACGUGCCUAAAGUGUUUGCGGUUAUAUAUUAAUAUGGUGAAAGCAGUAUAUCUACAAUGACAAACAUUGAUUACUUAAACACAGCAGUUCAAUCUUUCUUUGUUGUAGGCUCCUCUUUCCUUCUACUGAAUAAUAAUGCUGGCUUAUUUCACACUAUUUUUAAACAGAUUGCUGAGAUAAUGUCCAAGAGCUGCCAUUUCAGUACUACAUUGUUAUUUAAAACAUAGCUUUAUUUCAAACUCACAAUCUGAUUUUUUGUUGAACUAAGAAACAUUUUUUUUCCAGCAAAAAUGCACUGUUGUAACUAAGUAUGAAAUGUAGCAAUAAACCACUAGUACCAAAAAGUGAACCCAGGGGCUAUGGCAGCUGGGAGGGAUAUUGUAGGGUUGGGAAAGGUCCAGAAGAGGGUAACAAAAAUGCUCAAGGGCACAGAGACUCCCUUAUGAGGAACAACUGCCUCCAUGGAUGGCAGCAGUAAUGUUUCUGAAUACCAGUUCCUGAAAACCACAGUGGAGAGUGUGCUCUCGCACUUAGCUACUGGUUGUGAGUUUCCUGCAGGCAUCUGGCUGGCCACUGUGAGAACAAGAUGCUGGAUGAGAUGGGUCCCUGGCCUGACCCAGCAGGCUCUUCUUAUGUCCAUCAAUUAAUCUUAGAGGUUAUGGAGGUAGCAGCUCUUGAAAGGUGCUACCAAAAUCCUUUUACAUACGUUGCAUAUUUUCAACCGUAACGCUAGAGCCAUUUAAAACAAACAGACAAACAAACAAACAAACAAACAAAAACCGUAGCUGUAAGCUUCUCUUUUGGUUUCACUGCAGUUCUAUACAAAAUCCCAUAUAUGUGGCGAGUUCCGAUGUGUGGCGAGUUACUACCAGGUUCGGUAAGCCUCCUAACAGAUUAGCCCACGUUAUCUUUAUGAUUGCGUGCCACAAGCAGUGAAUAGGAUGGAGAGGGAGAGGGAGAGAGAGAAUGAUUUUGAACUACUGAGCUGUGGAUCAGACAAGGAACCCAGCCAAGUGAAACAGACGAAUAGUAGCUCUAGGCAUUGUCAUGCCAAGUACCUAGGCUGCUUUGCAGGCAGCUUUGGAGAGGGUUUUUUUUUAAAAAAAACAGAAGUGGGAGGGGGGAAGGCGGAUAGUCUUCUUUCUGUCUUAGCCAAGCAGAGAAGCCAAUCAAAGGCUGUUCUUCGUGGUCUGCCUCCUUUGUUUCCACAGGAGGUCCCGCCUUCUACCUUUGUCCCCCGUCCCCCGCUUGCUGCAGUUCUGCUUAACGUAAAACAAUGGGUAUGCAAUGAUAACAGGCACUUGUUCCAAGGUCGUCUUGUUUAUCAGGAUUAACUGUUACACCAGUAAACAAAGCAGGGUGUGUAAGGGCUUUCUCCCUCCUGCUGGUCUGCCUGGUCUUUGUGGUUCCGGAUUCCAGAUGGCACUGUGUACGUACACACAGAGAGAGAAAGACAGACUCACUCACUCUCUCACACACACACAUUUUAGAGUGUUGUCCUGGCCGGGUUACUUCCACCCCACCCCAUUGUUUGGAAAUGGCUUUGAUGCAGAGCUCUCCCCACCCAGCCCCCUUUCAAAAUAAUGAAAUGCAGUGGCAGCUGGCUAAUGGCUGGGAAAGUGCAGACCUGGCACUGAACUCUUCCCAUUAGACUAUUCAGCACCAAGGCAGUGUCAGUCUCAAGGAGAGGGCAAAGAAAAGAGGCUGGUUGCCACGCACCUUUUGGACAGGCUGAUGUAGGUGGGGUUUUAUUUUGGUGCUGAAUGGAGGUGGGGUGGUAGAGGCAGUGGGAAAGUGGAUUCAUCACGGUUUACUGUCUUCACUUUCCAAGAAUAAGCAAGUUCAGAGCAGUUAUAUAUAUAUAUAUUAAAAAGUUAGGCUGGCUUUAAAACUAUGGCUUGUUCAAAAAAUUCAAGGCCUUGUGAAUUUCCUCUCUUUCUUCACAGAUGUCAGCUGUCCUUACCUAGAAUGCAGGAGGUUUUUACUCUGUGCAUUAAGAAUAACAGAUACUUUAUUUUGAUACUGCAAGCUCAUAUAGAAUAUAUAUCUAUGUGGUGUGCAGAAUUGCAGUUGAAACCAAAACAGCGUAGCAAAUAAAAUCAAGCAGAACACGUCAAUGAAACAGAAAUACAAAAAACAGGUCAUACAGCAUGUAAGUUAUAAAAACUAUAAACUGUUUUCAUAGGAAGGUUGGUUGAAGGAACCAAGUAUUAAGUAGCUGCACCGCCAUGUUGUGCUAAAUUUCAUUAGCUCUAGUGGAUGUUUGCACAAAAAUGGUGGGAAAGAACUGUAUGCCGAAAUACCACCCCAAAUUUCAUGAUGUGGGCAGCAGGGGUGUGGUCCAUGAAAACUGUAUAGAAUUUACUCUCACAACCCCCUGGGUUAUCACACACACACAUUUUUGGAAGCAUUUAACAUGGUAUACUUCUUCUAGAAUUCAUUAGAUUUUCUGCUAAUGCCUCCAUAUAGUGGAACACUCUUCCCUCUUGCAUACAUAAAAGAGCAACCAAGAAUUGUUUCAGAUGUUUUGUAAACUCUUCUCCUUUUGCCCAUGCUUUCCCCAAUUCAUAAGACCAGACAUUGUUUUCUGCAUUUGGAUCCCCUUAAUUUCUCUGUUAUUUGUUUUUGUGUUUUUAUAUUGCUGUUUUAUUGGUUAUCUGUUGUAUGUUUAUUGAAAUUAUUGUUGUUUUAAUAUUGUAUACUUUUUAGAGCUUUUUUUGGAAAAUUCAGCAGCCUGUACAUGCAUUAAAACACAUUAAUAAAAUUAUGGGAAUUUGGUUCCAGUUCAUUGCUUAUGGGGGUAUGCCAGAUUCAUACAUCAUAAAGCUGUCCAAAUAUUGAUUGCUUUGUGUUUAUUGAUCACUGACAAUUUCAUAAUAAUUCCUGUUGCUUCAGACGACCACAUCUUUUUUUCCAUUUCCUCCGAUUUAAUUUUUGUGUGAAUGUUAUCAGAUCUAUCUACUUGGUAAUAACUCAGGAGUUAGUUCCCCCUUUCUUUUAAAAUUGUUACUGUUUCAUUGUGUGGAUAACAUUUUAUCCUUUAUGAGAAUUAAUAUGUUGUCUUAUGACAGCUUUGUAUUUUUUUAAAAAUGCAACCCUUGCUGAAACUAUACCAAAUAAAAAAGGGGGGUAUAAUCUAUGGAGCUUGAAUUCUAGAUUGCAUUAUCUGCACAUUAAAAGUGUACAAUUUAUACAGCAGUUGAGGCAACCUUUACAAUGAACACAGUUUACAAAUAUACAUGCAUAUACAAUUCUAGAAAACUUUCUAGACUUAAUACUCAGACCCAUUAAUGCUACUCUUACUGGUACUUUGUUGUGUUCUAGUAGAGGUGAGUUGCAGGAAUUUUAGCCUUUAGGACUUAUUUAAAACACUUUUACAUAAAAUGCCUCAAACACAAAAGAAGCUGAAAUGUGACCUUUUUCUAAAUUGCAUUAAAUUUAAGUAAUUUUCUCCCCUAUAAUUUCAAACUGUCUACUUCCAGCUGAAUGAGAAGCAAAAUCCAAGCAUGUAUUAAAUAACUUCCUCUCUGCCUCAAUAGGGAACAUUUGAAGAUGGGCUGGUGAUCACAUUUUUAGACCUUUGUGCUGUAAAUGUCAUGAACUGGCAGAACAAUGGGAAGGAGGAAAAGGAGGAAUAGGAUCCCGGCGAGGGGUGUAGCCAGGACUGGGACAAACUGGGGCAAGCUGGGGAUGGGGAAGGACAGGUUGGUGUAGGAAGUGCUCACAGGAUGACAGAGGAGUAGGAGGUCAGUGUACAGGAACCAGAGUAGCAAGACCCAUCACCAGAGCCAGAGGGGCCCCUAUCUCCAUGAACAUGGCAGGCUCUGAGGCAUAAGCAGCAAUGGAUAGUACACUCUAGGAGGCUGAGGCAGGCAAGGGCAGACAGCCCAGCUCCCUAGCUGGCCAGGUGGGGCUCGCUACCUCUGGGAAAAGGGGUAUGAUUUCUCAGCUGGAGUAGGCAGAACAGGUGAGGGCCAUUUGCCUCAUUGAGGCCAGGUGCUGCAAUCAGCCUGCAAAGUACAAAAGGGAAGCUAUGUGGGCUCAACUGCCCUUUUGAUGGAUCUUGACUUGGAUGCUGUUGGACCUCAGGUUUAACUCUGGACUGCUGGAGUUCAGACUUGGCUACUUGGAUGGACUGUAUUCCUGGCCUUUGAACUUUUGGACUUUGCUUGUGUGGAUUGAUUCUGGGACCUUAAACUAUGGACUUGGCAUACUGACUUCCUGCCAGGUAGGCCAGGGGUUCAGAACAGUGAAGGCUUCUGCUGAUCAGAGCCAGGGAUACAAUAGGCUCACUUAUUUGUAAGGGUUGUAUUCCCCAAUCCUGGAUUUUUAGAGGAAAAUUGAGUGCCCUUCCAUUUUUAUUUUGACCGUAAUAAAUAUUACACGUUUUACAGCCAAAGAUAAUUCAGUUUGCAUUGCUGCCCAUAAAACAUGCAACAUUCUACCAUAAAAUGGGUAGUUACUAUGCUCUCUUAGUGCAUAAAUGUUUGCAUGAUAAGAGUUUGUAUAAGGUAUUUCAACAUAGUCCUUUGAAUGAAAGUAAGCAAUAGGAUUACAUCAAAGUCCGUAGUUUAAGGAUGGAUUUAACAGCUUGAGCCCAAGAUUUGCUGUGCUAGCAUGUAAUUGUUUAUGGUGGGACAUAAAACCAUUGCACCAGCAGGCAUAACAUAACUUAAUGCCAGUGCUGGCAGCAUAGGUAAAUUCAUUGGUGUAAAUGUUUGUAGUCACUGUGCUGAGAUGCUUUGUCUAUCCAAAGCUUCUCAGUUUCAUUGACCGUGAAGUAUAUUGUUAUAGGUUUGUGGGUGCCAGUCUCGCUUAAAUUCCUGGGUCCAGUAGGUGUUUGAAUUUAAUCAAAGCUUGAGGAGUUAAACUGGAUCCCAGAUUCCUAAUCCCUGGAGCCAGUUUCCCAUGUUCCAGAGAUCACCUGGGUGAUGGACCAUUAAGAGAACAAAGUAAAGGUGGCAAGCCAUUAAGAAAGCAAAGGCUCUGUGACAGACAGCAAAUGGGUGGUGCCCCUUCCUCAACUCAGAGUUUUAAAUAUUUUAAUAUGGACUUUUAUUCACAUUAUUUGGCUGGGAAACUGCACUACAAAAUUUAGAGGAUUGCAAAGUCUGGAUCAUGGAUAUGUUUUGGGUCCUGUAUUGCUUUGGAGAAUGUGAGCUAGGCAAAUUCUCUUUUACAUGAGAAAUGAAUAAAAUGUCUUCCCCAUCCCUAGUUAAGAGGCUGGGGUGCUACUUUCUUCCAAUGAUUCUGUCAGCACAACCCAACAGAACAAUUUCUCCUCUCCUCCCCACUGCCAUCAUUCUGAGUGUUCUCCAAAUCCCAUUGUGCUAGUGGUGCUCACUGUACUCAGAGGCGGAGCAACCUGCUCCAGUACCCGGAGCGGCGCUCGUCCGAGGGGGCAUGGCUCAUGUCCAAGGGGGCGUGGCGUGCAUCCUGAGAGGUGCACGGUGAGCACCCAAGGAGGUGCCGCUGAUCACUGUUCACCCCUCCUUUGGAAUGGCACCUGGGGUGGACUGCCCUCCCCUGCCUCCGCCUCGGAACGCCCCUGACUGUACUGCCUCCAGCUAGCACACCUACACAGGCCUUGAUUGGUCCAUGCCAUAAUGAGGCCUAUUCAUGUGGUAAAUCUGAGAGAGAGCGAGAGUGCAACUGCAAAAUUCACCAUGAUGAGAAUGCUUUUUAAGCAUCAACCUUGUGGCAAGUGGCUCUGUCAGGAAGCCAUAACUUAACACCGCUAGUGAUAUUUUCAUUUUCUCAAUGAGAAAACAGAGGUACCUUUUUGGAGACUUUCGUAUGUGUGUGUUGAUUUUAUUGUUCGUUUCUACCCUGGGACUGUUGGUUGAAGGGUGGACUAUGAAUGCUUUUAAUAAACAAAGAAGUAUGGUGUACACAUGGCUCUGUGACUAUAAUAGUCAUUGACAAUAGUUUGAGAAACAGCCAUUGCCACAAAGCAGUCUCACUAAAGCUCUUUAAUGACCUUCCUGUCACAUCUGAUUGGCUGUCUAGGGAGUGAAGUGUCACUUGAAACUUUGUCUGCCAGGAAAAUUUAAAGGUGGCUUGGAAAGCAGAUACUAUAUUUGAGCCUUAAAACAGAAAGUGAAUAGGCUUAACCUACUGAUUUAGGCAUCUUGUGCCCUGAUUUAAUAAAAACCUGUUUUCUAGAUGAUGCUAUACACAAAAAGAAGUAUAAAUAUCCAGUUGGUUACCAUUAGAUUUCAUUUCUAAAUGAUGCCAAAGAAAGAUGUAUUUUAAGGAGCCCCCAAUAACCAGGAAGAAGAACUGUUAGGAGGCUUGGGGGAGGAGGUACUGGGUCACAAACAUUGUUUGCACCUGACGACAUAGACCAUGAGACUCACAUUCCAUACCUAAUACUUCUGUUUUUCUGAAUAUUAAAAUGCUGCAAAAGACCCAAUGGAACAGUCUAAAAUUGCAUAUUUCAGUCUUGUUCCUUUCCCCUUAGAGAAUUUGGGCUUUGGAUCCAGGUGCACAAAAGGAUGGAAAUGUAAACUUCCAGGAAGUGUUAUCUGAAGGCCUCCAGGCAGGAUUGUUCAACUGUCCAGACACUGAUUGAUAUCAAUAAUUUCUUUUUUUUUUAAUAAAUAUUUAUUAAAAGUUUAACAAUUACAGAAAAGGAGGGGGGGAAAGAAAACAGUAAAAAAUUACAUCAAAAGAAAAUAAAAACCAGAUUAGAAAGGAAACAAUGCAAUACAACAAUAAAAACAACAACCCCCCCAAAAAACAUUUAAAAACAAGAUACAUUUAAAAACACACCCAAUAUUCCUUAUCUUUACCUUUCAUUUGCCUGUUUCAUCGACCUCCUCACACCUCCCUUUUUGUAUUCUAGUUCAGUUAACUAUUUCAGCAAAUUCUUUCCAUCUUUCUCAAUUUUUGUUCUGUAAUUUAUCUUAACGGUCUAACCUUUAAUUUUUCCAUUUUUACCCAUUAUCAACUUUUACUUAAAUCUUUAUUACAUUUCUGUUAAAACCAUAUAGCUUCAUUCCAACAUCCUUCUAACAUUCAUUAAUUUUGCAAUGUUUUUGUAAAUAUACUUUGAAUUUUUUCCAAUCUUCUUCCACCAACUCUUCUCCCUGGUCUCGGAUUCUGCCAGUCAUUUCUGCCAGUUCCAUGUAGUCCAUCAGCUUCAUCUGCCAUUCUUCCCUGGUAGGUAGAUCGUGUCUUCCAGUGCUUUGCAAUGAGUAUUCUUGCUGCUGUUGUGGCAUACAUAAAAAAAGUUCUAUCCUUCUUUGACACCAAUUGGCCGACCAUGCCCAGGAUAAAGGCCUCUGGUUUCUUCAGGAAGGUAUAUUUAAAUACCUUUUCCUUUCAUUAUAGAUCAUCUCCCAGAAUGCCUUAAUCCUUGGGCAUGUCCACCAAAGGUGAAAGAAUGUACCUUCAGUUUCAUUACAUUUCCAACAUUUGUUAUCGGGCAAAUGAUAAAUUUUUGCAAGCUUGACUGGUGUUAUGUACCACCUAUAAAUCAUUUUCAUUAAAUUCUCUUUUAAGGCAUUACAUGCCGUAAACUUCAUACCAGUGGUCCAUAACUGUUCCCAGUCAGCCAUCAUGAUAUUAUGUCCAACAUCUUGUGCCCAUUUAAUCAUAGCAGAUUUCACCAUUUCAUCUUGUGUAUUCCAUUUCAACAGCAAGUUAUACAUUCUUGACAAAUUCUUAACUUUAGGGUCUAACAGUUCUGUUUCCAGUUUUGAUUUUUCCACCUGGAGCCUAAUUUUUAAUCCAAAUUAUAUGCCUAUCCAAAUUAUAUGCCGAUAUCAAUAAUUUCUAGUCGGAGCACCUGUUAUUCUGGGCUCAAUUUUGCAGACGAGGGGUAAAAUGUAACUGACGGGAAGGGAACAUUUUUCAGCUCGAGGCCUGCAUUCUCUUUGGAGAAACCUUCUGGGGGCCACAUGGUAGGUGGAGCAACAAAUGGGAGUUUUAGUUCUGUACAGUAGGUUAGUCUUUACCCUAGCUUGAGAAGUAUAUUUUUUAUAUCUCCCACCUUAUUUCUGUAAUUUUGUUUUAAACUGUUUUUAAUUGCUGUAACGCACCCUGGGAUCUUGGGCUGAAGGGUGUGACAAGAAGUUUCUACACACCCACACCCCUCUCUGUUCUCCAUCCAGGUAAAAAAAGAAGCAGCAUUAUUGGAGUUCUAGAACAUAUUCCAGCCAGUUAAAAAUAGUCAAGGAAGGUACAAAGGAGGGCUUGUGGGGGUGUGUGGCCUGGGGAGAAUUCCAAGGGCCAGACAGAGAGUUCUGGAGGGCCACAUUUGGUCCCCAGCCUGAGGUUCCCCACCCUAGGGAACUUGGGACAAUGCAGUCUCAGGGAUGUCUAUUUUCACUGGUAAUGGAGGAAGACUCAGGAUGAGCUCUGUGCUGUGGUGACUACAGCAGCAAAUAAAUACUUUCUCCAUUGUCACUAUUACAUCUGCACAGACUUGUCCUGCUGAGCUGACUUGAGUAGUAAGAGGUAUAUUGUAUCAAGGACUAGAGAAAAUCGAAUAUGAGGUCUUAGCAGCCUGCUGGGACAAUUUCGCUAGACAGUUUGUGGAUAAAGUUGCUCGCAUUCACUCUGAUGCCAUGGUUAUAGCUGAUCCUGAGAGUGUACUGUUGGCACCUAUUUGUCUGGUUGUGAUGGAUACAAUUCAAUUUGUACAGCCUGAGGAAGAUAAGAUCUUUCGUAAUGUGAGAUCAACCACAUGUGCACUUAAUCCUUGCCCAUUUGGGCUGAUUAAAGUAGUCAGAGGAUGCUUGGUGGAGUGGAUAAGGAAAGUGGUGAAUGAUUCCCCAGAGCAAGAAAAAUUCCAGCUAGUGUUGUAAGACCACUGUAAAAAAGCCCUCUCUAGAGCCUACUAUCUUGGAUCAUUACCAGCUACUCCAAAUUUUGCUUUUCCUGAGCAAUAUUUUUGAGAAUGUAGUAGCAUCUUAGUCUGUUUCAUCCAAGAACCACUGGAGCUAUCUAGACCCAUUUUUUAUUUGAUUCAGGACUAGUUUGGGGAUUGAGAUAGCUUUGGUAAAUUGGGUAGACGAUCUUCAUAGACAGGGAGAUCAUGUUUCCGCUAGACACUUCAGCAGUGUUCAGUACCAUUGAACCUGGUAUCCUGGACUUACUGAUGGGGAUGGGAGUAGGAGGAACUGUUUUGUGGUGGUUCUGGUGCUUCCUUGAGGAAGGUUCCAGAAAUAAUGUUAGAGGUCCCCUUCUUUGCACCUUGGCUACUUGCUUAUACUGUCCAGAAGAUUGUCUCCACCCUCCAUGUUACCCAGAACUUCUUUGAGAAUUCAUCCAGGGAUUUAGAUUGUGUUGUGUGCAGAUGACACACAACUCUAUGUCCCUUCCAGAAAAGCUGCCCACUUCCUGAGGUUAUCUGUGUCCCACCUAGGGUGUAAGCAUGUUUGAGGUGAAUUAGAGAGGAGGACUUCUCAGUAGCUACAUUUACCUUAUGAAUUUUCUAGCCUUGUGAUUUGCCAUUUUCCUCCUGCCUCACUUACUCAGCAUUUUAUUCUUGCAGGCUUUUGUUGCAUGUAGUAGAUAAUGUUUUUAUACUUGGUUUUAACCACUAUCCCUGUUUUCUUGGUUGAUGGUUUGUUGUUUUCUGAAACUAAUUUUAAACACUGCAAGUCACCCUAGUCGUCUUUGACCAGGGACAGCUCUAUUUAGUUCCCAAUCAACGUCCACAAAACCUUUUAAGUUCCCUCCCCUCCAAAAUCAUUAUUUUAGUGUUUGUGUGCCAUGUUGGCGUGUUCACAGGUGUUUUAUCAUGCUAUGAGUAAUGCACGCAUGUUGGGACAAGUUUGUUAAAAUAGGUCCUAAAGCCAAAAGAAGUGGUGUCAGAUCUUAAAUUCAGAAUUUUUUUUUCUCAAGUGGGGAAAGAAAACAUUUUACUAUUUGAAUUUAAGGCAUAUCCAGCUACUGGGGGAAAAGAAUAGAAAUAUUUGUUCUAGUUAACUGUAAUCUAAGUUUAGCCAUCUGGAGGUCAAAUCCUACAACUGAAUCAACACGCUCUGAUCUUAUAAGGAUCUUAUAUCAUAUUUCCCAGCAUAAAUAGUUAGUUUCUACUCUGAAUCUCUGCAGUUCCAUUAUAAACACCCCUAUUAAGAAUUUGUUGUUAUCAAGUAAAUGUAUUUCCUACAUGAGAAAAAGUGCACUCAAUUUGCCUGGGAAAGUGAACAAUGGUGAGUUGUGUGGAUGGCCUCUCAAGCAGUUUCACCUAUGCUAGGAACAUACAUCAAAGUCGUCUAAUCCUGAGGUCGUAGAAUGGAAUACCGUGGACAACUUUCAAGGGGUCUGCCAUUAAAAAUAGUAUUCUGGGUCUUUCUUUCUACAACCAUUUUAUGUAGCUUGGAAAAUUGUCAAGAGACAGUUAUUUCUAAAGUUUAGCAAAAAAGUUGAAAGGGGAGGGAUGUACAACAGUUCUGAAAGCUGCCUUGCAUGUGUUAACAAUUUGCUCAGUUCUCUUGUGUCGAUCAUAACAACGUUUUAUAACCAAUACAGCAGCAAACAUCUCACGUAGGAGUGUCACAUCAUACUAUCCACAUGUGUGGAAAUUGCUCAGAUUUCUUCUUGAUGGAACCGACUUCUGAGCAGGAAUGUGAAACGGCUCUGAGCAUUGACAAUUUGCUCAAGAGAUGCUUGAACUGCCUUUUGAUUUUCACGCAUCUUUGCGGUGACAUCAACCACCUGCAACAUGCAUGUUUAGAUGCUAAUGAAUUUGUGCACUUAGAAAUACAAUUCCCAUCUUUUUCUAAUGUAGUGGGGUCUGUCCUCUGAAUGUUCAGUUUCUGUAUGAAAAAAAUAUGGGGGCUAGCACCAGGUGACACUCUUCUUUGAGUCAGUAUCUAUAUAUAGAAGUAGGAAAAUGCAAAUCCAAACCAAGUUCACAUGGAAGCUCCCCAAAUCUUUGUAUGGUAAUGCGCUUUGCCACCAUUCAGGUUCUUUUGGCUAGGCCUCACAACAUUUUCUUUGAAAACAGCACUACGGGCAGGAGCACAGAUAGAUAUUUCCAACAGCAUUUUUCCAGUCCAGCCUUUCUACCCCGUAUAAAGAUAUCAACCAAUGUGUGAGGGAGUAUCUAAAACAAAACAAAACAAAACAAAACAAAACAAAACAAAACAACAGUAUUUUUAAGGAAAACAUAAGUACUUUCCAGUUGUGUUUCCUUCUCACACAAAAUGACUUUGCUAGUUUUUCUAAAUGCAUUGUUGGGUCUUCAGUUAUUUUGGCUACGAACAAGUCAUUUCCUCUUUCUGUGAAGCUAUCAAAUUGGCACCCCUAAAGGCAUUUUCCAUUGCAGGCCCCAGAUAGUUAAGAUGGUUCUUUUUCUAUUUUCCCUUUAUAGUCUCCCUUUAUAGAGGAUGUUAUUGGCAGGUAGGGAUUUUUGGCUGUUAAUAUCACAGAGAGAGAGAUACUGCUUCUUGGUAAAUCUGUAUAUUAUGUUUUCUUUACAUUCCUUUCUUUGGUGAUUGUAUUUUUUUUUUUAAAUGAUAUUUAUUAAAAUUUCAAAAACAAAAAAUUACAUAGUUAAAGAGAGAAGAAACAAGGAAAAAUAUAUAAAAAAAGAGAAAAAAACAUACAAAAUACAAAGUACAGAAAAAAAAUAAAAAAGAAACACUUAAAAACAAAUUAAUCCUUCCGUAUCUUACAUUUCAUUUCCUUGCUUCCCUGACCUCCUCUCACCUCCCUUUUUUGUAUUCCAGUUCAAUUGGUUAAUUCAGCAAUUCCUUUCCCUCUUUGUUUAUAUCUUAGUCCUUUAACUUAAUAUUUUAUAACUUUAGAUUCUCACCUAUUAACCCCAUUUUUACAUACACCUUUAUGACAUUGCUACUAGAACCACUUAAUUUCAUUCUAACAUCAUUCUAACAUUCAUUAAUUUUACAAUAUUUCUGUAAAUAGUCUUUAAAUUUCUUCCAAUCUUCUUCCACCGACUCGUCUCGGAUCCUGCCAGUCAUUUCCGCCAAUUCCAUGUAGUCCAUCACCUUCAUCUGCCAUUCCCUUUCUUUGGUGAUUGUAAACUGUUGCCUUCGUAUUUUCUUUUUUUAGAAAAAGAAUGACCUAUUUGUUGCAUCUCUGAGUUUCUGACAUAUACUUUGAAAUACAUUUUCUAUUCUUAGGAUGCAGUGAAUGUUUCUAGUUUUAAUUAAAAAGUCUUUCUAUCCUGGCACUUCUCACACUCAGAUUAUGCUUUUGCUUUCCUUUGAAACCUGGCUGUAAAUUGUAGCUGGCUGGUAAUGGAUUUCCCUUAUAACCCUCCACUAAAAUCUAUUCGUUCUUCAUGUUACAACUUCCAUGGAGAAAUAUGACGUGGGAGUCGGAGACUAUACCAAAAGGCUAAGAUUAUGAAACAGAAAAUAAUUAUCUUGAGUUUCUUUGCCCUGCUAAAUGAAUGUUUUCACCCAGACUACAAUAUAAUUUCCCCUAUGGGGAGUCUAUGAGGCUUGACCAGUGGAAGGGCCGCAGUUCAUAAGUAGAACAUCUGCACUGUAUCCAGAUGGUCCCAAGUGCAAUCUCAAGCAUCUCCUUAGAGCUGGUAGGGACCCCUGCCUGAAACCCUGGAGAGCCACUACCAGUGAGUGUAGCCAGGACUGAGCUAGAUGGACGAGUGGUGUGACUUAGUAUAAAGCAUAAGUUCCCUGUGGAUUGUGCUUUGUCCCUCAGAACUACAGUGGUACCUCGGGUUACAGACACUUCAGGUUACAGACGCUUGAGUUUACGGUUAAGAACUUUGCUUCAGGAUGAGAACAGAAAUUGUGCUCCAGUGGCGCAGCAGCAGCGGGAGGCCCCGUUAGCUAAAAUGGUGCUUCAGGUUAAGAACUGUUUCAGGUUAAGAACAGACCUCUGGAACGAAUUAAGUACUUAACCUGAGGUACCACUGUAUAGGGGCCUUCUGGCGGUUCCCUCAUUGCGAGAAGUGAGGUUACAGGGAACCGGACAGAGGGCCUUCUCGGUAGUGGUGCCUGCCCUCCCGUCAGAUGUCAAGGAAAUAAGCAGCUAUCUUAUUUUUAAAAGACAUUUGAAAGCAGCCCUGUUUAGGGAAGUUUUUAAUAUUUAAUGCUGUAUUGUUUUUAACACUCGAUUGGGAACCACCCAGAGUGGCUGGGAAAACUCAGCCAGAUGGGCGGGGUAUAAAUAAAUUAUUAUUAUUAUUAUUAUUAUUAUUGAAAAGCUUGGUCAUGUUGAGUGCUGUGACUAACAUCAUGUUUGGUUUUGACCACAGACUGGUGCCAGUCUCAUGAUUACCUUGAGCUGUGAUGAAAACAUUAUCAUUUUACCACAUAACUGGCAUCAUUCUAAAUGAUGCCAUAGCAAAGGAUUAGUCAGCAUCGAUAGUUAACCAUGCAGCCUUCUACAGCAGCCACAAAGCUGACAUAAGAAAAUGAAUAACACUCACAGCACAAUCCUGCCCUGCCUAUUUACGUAGAAGUGAGUCUUGCCAAGUUUAAUUGAUCUUGCUCCCAAGCAAGUGUGUUUGCAGCUGUGCAACCUGAAUUUAUGCAUGUUGUCUUAGAAGUAGGUACCACUGUGUUAAAAUUGGGCCCAAGUAAGUGUGCAUAAGAUUGUUAUCAUCAUAAAAGAUACAUGAAAAAACAUGCUCCUACCUUCCCAGCUGCACUGUGAAUUUACAAUUUGUUUUUUUUUUUUAAAGCAAUUUAUUGGGUUUUACAAUAGGAAUAAAUGUAAUAAACAAUAUAGCAUUCGUCUUAACAUAUUUUCACAUUUUCUUAGGACUUCCUCACAUCUCCCGCUCCCACCUUCAUCAUUAUAACAUUUUGUCAGCAAUUUAUCAUCUUAUUUAAGUUCUUAUAUCUCUUCGAUAUUUCAUAAUCUUAAAGUUCUCAUAAAGAGUUAUACUUUCACAAUUUUUCUUGUUUCCUUAAAAAUUUCUAAGUUAAGUGGUGCUCAGUUAUUUAGUCCAGCAUCUUAUUCAGCAUUCAAUCAAAUCACAAUAUUUUUGUAGGUAGUUCUUAAAUUUCUUCCAAUCCUCCUCGAUUCUCUCUUCUCCCAGGUCACGGAUUCUGCCAGUCAUUUCAGCCAGUUGCAUAUAGUCUAUCAGUUGCAUCUGCCAUUCUUCCAGUGUGGGUAGAUCUUGGGUUUUCCAAUGUUUUGCAAGUAGUAUCCUUGCUGCUGUUGUUGCGUACAUAAAAAUGUCUGGUCCUUCUUUGCCACCCCUUGGCUGACAAUACCCAAAAGGAAAGCCUCUGGUUUCUUAGUGAAAGUAUAUUUAAAUACCUUUUUCAAUUCAUUGUAAAUCAUUUCCCAGAACGCCUUCACUUUAGGGCAUGUCCACCAGAGGUGAAAGAACGUUCCUUCACACUCUUUGCAUUUCCAGCACUUGUUAUCAGACAGGUGGUAAAUUUUUGCGAGUUUGACUGGGGUCAUAUACCAUCUAUAAAUCAUUUUCAUUACAUUUUCUUUCAAAGCAUUACAUGCAGUAAAUUUCAAUCCAUUACUCCACAGCCUUUCCCAGUCCUCAAACAUAAUAUUAUACCCAAUAUCCUGUGCCCACCUUAUCAUAGCCGAUUUAACCAUUUCAUCUUGUGUAUUCCAUUCCAACAGCAAGUUAUACAUCCUUGAAAGUAUCUUAGUCUUUGGUUCUAACAAUUCUGUUUCUAAUUUCGAUUUUUCCACCUGGAACCCUAAUUUCUUAUCACUUUUAAAAACUUCUUUAAUCUGAGCAUAGUGUAACCAAUCUCGCACUUUGUCUUUCAUUUUCUCCAAGCUCUGCAAUUUCCAAUUGUCUCCAUCUUUUUCUAGUAUUUCCCAAUAUUUUGGCCAUUUGGCCUCCAUAUUGGGUCUUUUUCGGGCCUGUGAAUUUACAAUUUGAUAACGGCUUGUGUUAGCUUGCACCAGCUGCCCAUACGCUACAAAGCCAGGUUCAAGGUUCUUGUAUGAAUGUACAAGGCCCUUAACAACUUGGGCCCAGAAUUCCUCUGGGACCGUCUGAACCCUUAUAUCCCUCCCGAAUCACUGAGUUAGUGGUCUGUCAUGGCUCAGAUACACAGUUCACAUCCUCCAGUGUGAGCCAGUGUGGUGUUGUGGUUAAGAGUGGUAGACUCGUAAUCUGGUGAACUGGGUUCGCAUCUCCGCUCCUCCACAUGCAGCUGCUGGGUGACCUUGGGCCAGUCACACUUCUCUGAAGUCUCUCAGCCUCACUCACCUCACAGAGUGUUUGUUGCGGGGGAGGAAGGGAAAGGAGAAUGUUAGCCGCUUUGAGACUCCUUCGGGUAGUGAUAAAGCGGAAUAUCAAAUCCAAACUCUUCUUCUUCUUCUCCAGGAACCAUGCAAUCUGUAUUGUGGGCCCAGUUUUAUGAAACUCCGUAACUAAAUCCUUAUGUAUUUCAGUUUAGGAAUACUAGAUUCCUAACUAUGACUUGUGGGAAAACUCUCUCCCAAGUGGAAAUAAUGUGGCAUCAACACUUUAAACUCAUAUAACACUAUUGUGGUAGUUUCUAUGUUAAAAAGAAGCACAACCAUUGUCUGUACACAAAAUAUUAUUAUAAUCACUAUUACCAUAUCUGAUCCUAAACCUCCACUGCCUUGCAGGAUAUAUUCAGGAGAAGAAAAGGCUAAGGGGUAAACCAUACACAAAUCUGGAGUGGAGUCCCUAAGAUGGUUGGUUGGCGCCUUGUAUGCCUCCUUCCAGCACCACCUGCAGCCCGUUGUUGUUGUUUGUUGUUGUUUAGUCGUUUAGUCGUGUCCGACUCUUCGUGACCCCAUGGACCAGAGCACGCCAGGCACUCGUGUCUUCCACUGCCUCCCACAGUUUAGUCAAACUCAUGCUGGUAGCUUCGAGAACACUGUCCAACCAUCUCGUCCUCUGUCAUCCCCUUCUCCUUGUGCCCUCCAUCUUUCCCAACAUCAGGGUCUUUUCCAGGGAGUCUUCGCUUCUCAUGAGGUGGCCAAAGUAUUGGAGCCUCAGCUUCACGAUCUGUCCUUCCAGUGAGCACUCAGGGCUGAUUUCCUUCAGAAUGGGUAGGUUUGAUCUUGCAGUCCAUGGGACUCUCAAGAGUCUCCUCCAGCACCAUAAUUCAAAAGCAUAAAUUCUUUGGCGAUCAGCCUUUUUUAUAGUCCAGCCCAGCUGGUGCCAAAUGCAUUGCUCUGCUUUUCUUUCGAUCACAUCAGCAAGGCUGAGAGGGAGGUCUUGUUGUCUGGGCAGCCCAGGACCUCCAGACACGCUGCCUAGGCUUCUGCCCCAGGGAGGUCACUUUGGUGCUGCUACCCAGCACCAGUUUGACUUCACGCCCAAACGUGCACUCCAUUAUCCCUUGAGACAGACAGAUACCAACAAACAACGUCACCAUAUAUGCACUAUUAAUAACAGUAAGCGGAGUGCCUUAAGGAGUUACCUGGACAGAAGCCUGCUCCCAAAAAUCUUAUAAUCUAAAACAGACAAUGAGGAAACAACAGAGGGAGGGAGGGUCACUCAAUAGGGUGAGGAGGAAUGUGGGCAAAUACUGUUAUACUUACUUAAUUCUUGGUGGAGAAUUUUAAGAUAACAAUAGUCCUUGGGUUAGCAGAGGGUGGUAGGGAUGGGCAAAGUUACUGAUAAGGAUGUAGUGAAACAAGGGCCAAAGGAUAGCUUAAUUGACACAUCUUUUCCAUUUUGCCCUUACAUUGACUAGUAACAAAGUCAAAGAAACAAAACAAAAUGUAGUCGUGACCACUGAAGUUAUUUUUUGUUCUUCACAAAACAUAACUAGGAAAAGGAAUGAAAGCUUGGGGGGGGGAGAGGUUCUCUCUUGACAGAACAGUAUGCCAAGUUAUAUCUUAUAUUGGGCUGGACUACUCAUUUAAGUUUGAACCCAGUAACUUUUCCAUCAGGCAUGACUAUUCUAAGCAAAGUGUAAAUGAAAUAAAAUGGGGUAUGUUCUUGCAUGUAUUGUACCACCUUUUGGUCACAGGGAUACCCUGGAGAAUAGGCUGUGGGCUGUUGAUUUAAUGACAUUCAUAUACAUUUUGCCUCCAAAGAGAUAGGCAGUUCUCAGACCGAGUCAUUUUCAAAACUGGGGAAGGUAAAGGAAUAAAGUAUUCAUAUUUGGUUCAACAUUCUUCCAACUCCAGAGAACAGUACAUUGAUGGUAAAGAACUACCCAUUUUUCAAAGCUAUUUUGUUUCUAUUCUUGAUUUGUGCUUGGCAGUAAUUGGAAAAACAAGCUUUAUUGCUGUUAAUAUUCAUUGCUAGUAUGUUAUGUAAGCUCAAGAGAAAGGUAACAAAUUUUGUUACCAGCUGGAACGGCAGGUUAACAGGCUCUUGUUGAUUUUAUCUACAGAGAAUGUUGAAGGACUCAUUUUGUGUCAAAGUAAUUGCACUAGCAGGUGCAGUUGAGCAACUGUGUUUUGCUUGCGACACUGCUGUGUCUCACUGCUUACCACAAAUGUUGAUAUAUAUAUAUAUAUGUAUAAAAGAGUCAGUUCUGCUUUUACCAUCUCCUGCAAACUGUCUGAAAGAAUGGCAUAAACAAGGAUAAUGCAACAGCUAAAGAUUAGCAAACCAAAAGCCCACUUGUGUAGCGGUCCAGAGGAUGAAUCUGCCUAAUGACUAAUUGCAAUUUAGAUGAUUUCUCAGAAGAUGGUACUAGAUUAAGCACUGAACAAUUAAGAACUGUUAUGAACUGGGCUCAGGCUUUUUCUUAGAAACUCAUAUCAAAUGUCCUUCGUUGUUCAGAACAUAGAGUACACAAUUGCCAGUAUUGCAAGGUAACUCUGGCAGAGAUGGGGGAUAUGUAACCCUCUAGAUGUUGCUGGAAUAUAACUCCCCUGACCUUUGUCCAUGCUGUCUGAGACUGAUGGGAACUGGAAUCAACAACAUCUGCAGGGUCUCAAGUCCCUCACUCCUGCCCUGAGGGUUAUAUUUGUGAAGUAUUGGUUGGGUACAGCAUUGGCUGUCCUAUCAGACAGAGUGAGGUGGCCACGCCAGGGAGAAAAUCCUAGGAGGCAUGGGUGCCAGCUCUGUGACCCCUAAGCUAUCCUUCUGCCUCCAAGCACUACAGAGAAUGCUGUUCCUUCACCUGUGUUGAAAUAAGAUGCAGAUGACAGGCUGCUGGAAUGAGGAAAGGAGGCGCCAUUUUGUCUCUUGCCUCAGGUAGCAAAGCUAGGAAAUUUACCAAGCCCUUGGUGGGACAUCAUGCGUGGCUGUUGAUGGUAGUCAGCUUUGUGGGUCAUGAACUGCACAGGCCUGCGCUGUUUCUUCCAGUGAUUCACAACUUGUGACCCACAAAGGUGAGCACUGCACUCCAACCAUGUAUAUGAUGUGCAAUCUGUGGAUCAGCAAAUCUCUCAGCUUUGCUACUUGCCUGAGACUUCACAAAUCAAUGAAUUGUCAAGUUACAGUUCAAUGGAUGGUGCUCCAAAUUUGGCUUGAUGGGUAAUGAGUUAUACAGGCCUGAAGUAGGUUAUGUUGCAGCCCACUGACAUUAUUGCCAGUGGCUCACCCAAAUGUGCUCCAAUUCCACCAGCAUUGCUUUCUGCAGGACCUAGAAUGAUCCUGGAGGAAGGGAGGUAUGAGCAUGUUCAGCUUCAUUCUGCAGCAGCAACAUGAGCUGUUCACUUCCAGGUCUAAUUUAAGAUGUAAUUUCCUUACCUUCUUCAUAGCUUAUGUUGAGUUUAUUUCUCAGAGAUUGCCUGUUUGAGGCUUAUUAAGGUCAUUUUUAGGAGUUCAGUUUAAGGUGCCUUAUAGUCAAAUCUAUAAAAUGUAGGAAGAAUAAUAGAAUUGUAGAGUUGGACGGGACCACAAGGGUCGUCUAGUCAACCCCCCCCAUGCAAUGCAUGAAUCUUUUGCCCAAUGUGAGGCUCAAACCCAUGACUCCAAGAUUAAGAGUCUCAUGCUCUGUCGACUGAGCAGGAAACCAUUUUCAAUGCUGUGUAUGCUGCUAAAACUUUCUGCCCAUUACCUGCCUUACAAUGACCUGUGCUGCUGUAUUUUCGGAAAUAAUUUAUAUAACUCUUAUUUUGGAGGUGUUUCAGAAAUCUGUGAUGAGCAAUGUUUAUAUACUGGUGGUUUAAGUACAGUGGUACCUCCGGUUACAGAUGCUUCAGGUUACAGACUCCGCUAACCCAGAAAUAGUACCUCGGGUUAAGAACUUUGCUUCAGGAUGAGAACAGAAAUCGCGUGGUGACAGCGGGAGGCCCCAUUAGCUAAAGUGGUACCUCAGGUUAAGAACGGACCUCUGGAACGAAUUAAGUUCUUAACCCGAGGUACCACUGUACUGGAUACUGCAUUUCUCAUUUUGAAUUUGUUGAUUAAUUAUGCCUGAUAUUAUCAUUUUCAAUGUAUUUUGAAGCUUUAUCUAUUGAUACUGAUAAGGCAGGAUGUAAACGAUAUAAAGAAAAAGGUCAGGUUCAGGCUGCUCACUUAGUGAGGAGCAAGGCCCCGUUAUCCUUAUUAAGACCAGCUUCUGAAUAAGUGUGCUUAGGAUCCUACUCGUUCCAUGGAAGAAGAAGCUGAUCACUUUUUGAGGUUUCAGUAACCACCAAUAGAAGGAAGUGUAUGUGAAUGGCUAAUUAGAAACAAUGGGUGGAACCUAAUGUCACACUCUUCCCAUUGUUCCUUCUGUGCAUGCAUGCAUUCUUGCUUGCCAGACAGAACAAUGCCCCGUCUCCUCCUCAGGCAUAUUGUUCUAGGUGAUCUCUUGACCCCCAGAGCCAAUAUUGGGGUGUAGCAGGAGAGGGGAGGGAAGCCCCGCUGCACAAGCAGAAGUCUUUGUGCAGGGCUGCUGCUCACAGGACUGGUUAGAUGCCUCCCCACCAAUGGGUUGUUCCCAACUAAGUCACACAGCGUAAACCCACUGAAACCAAUGGUCGCGGCUAACUUAAGUUCAUUUAUUUCAGUGACUCCUUAGUUGGAUACAAUCCAGUGUAUUUCAGAUGAAAACAUAGAAGAAAAUGUCUCCUUGCAACAGCAGGGAGAUUAACUGCUCAUAUAAACUUUACAUUUGGAAAAAUUGGAAGAAACUGUGAUCUCAGCAAAACAAGCUCUGUUGCUAAGAGUUUAUCAUUCAGCUGAUGACUGGAAGCAGAUUGUUCAACAUAUUCCACACCUUUCAAGCAGCUUUUAAUAUUUUUUUUUUUUGUUAUAUACAUUUCUCCUCUGUUUUUCUUUUUAACACAAACUUGUGAAAUGUUCUCUUCUGUAGCUUUCCCAUGGCUCAUUUAUUUGCCACCAGGGAAGCUUUGUUCCUGAUCUAAACCAGCAGCAUGAGGAUAGAAUUACUACAAUAAACCAUGCUGCACGGGCAGAAACUUUUCUGCUGGAAUACUGAGUUAAUGUUGAGUUGCAAUACUUUUCCACCAUUUUUUUUUUUAGAGAAAGAGACCUGGCUCAGUGGUGGAGCAGAUUCAACCCCUAGGUUCAACCUCAAGUAGAAAAGGGUCUGUUUUUGAUAGCCUGGAGGCAGCUUCUUAACUUUCUGUGGCAAAAAUGAGACAUCUGGGAUGGAAGCAUGGCAAGGAGCUGCAGUUUAUAUCACAAUCCUAUCCUCAUUCAGAGGUGGUUCCUUCUGCCAGCAGUAAUGUAAUGUUACAUCUGCAAAAUAGGUGACAUAAGUAAACACAUUCCCAAUGGACACCCCACCCCACCCCAGCCAUGGCAGAGGACUCCAGCUAAAUUAGGAGCCAAUAAGGGUAUAGUACCUAUAGGUUUUACAUGUAGGCUCUUCACCAGUGAGCAACUGGAGCCUCUGACAGGAAGAGCUGAGGGUGUGUGUUGUCCAAGGGAGGCUGUAAGAUGAUGGAUUUCUGACCAUCAUUAUUGCAUUUCUGCCAUCACUGUGUGUCGAAUGGUGUCUUCCACGCACCAGUGUGUCACCUGCUAGCAUUCUUCUGGCUGUGGAAUUGCCAGGGAGCUUUUAGGGUGGCUGUUGUUUAUGGUUAUGUUCCUGUUUGUUUGUACUACUGUUGUGCUUUUGACUUUGCUCUUGUUUAGCAUGGGAUCCUAAUUCCAUUAUGUAGGGGACCACAGGUCUGGACUGACCUCCUUUCAUAAUGCAUGGGGUGUGUGUGUGUGUGUGUGUGUGUGUGUGUUACAAUAUGUCGAAGAUGACUGUAUAUUUUUCAAGCUAGAGCAGCUGGUAGUCUUUCAGUUAGUAGUGUUUGUUUAUUAAAUCACAUGACUGUGGGGGCUGGUGAGCAGGAUGGUUCUGCUUUUGUUUUUUAAAAAAGUGGAUUUGUUAUUGAACUCCUCAAGAGAUCGGCUGCUACAUAUGUUCAGAUAAGUCGUCUCUUCGGUGAAGCUGUACCACUGAGGAGAAAAAUAGCUCUAUUUAAACUGAAAACCUCUAUCUGGAAAAUGAAUAUUUGGUAGUUGUGCCUGUUUGGAGACAUUGCUCAGUAAAUGACUAAGGGUAAGCAAUCGUGUCUAGGAUGUGUCGGACGACAAUAGCACACUUAUGAGCAAUUCCUGGUUCCCUUGAGAACUCAGCCGAACUUCCACCGAUUUCAGUGUCUGCUCAAAGGUCACUCCCAUCCCCCAAUGCUGAUGUUACAUCACACCAGCAAGAUAGUUGACAAAAUCAAAAAUGCAAUUGCCGAAAACAAAAAGGGGACCUGGUUGGCUGUCCCCUUCCCUUCCCUUUUCCCCAGAAGCCAUAGCAGAAGAUAGCAAUCUGAUUAACUCAGGAGCCAACCCACAAGAGGAGUAUCUAAGCCCCCAUAAGGGAACAUGGACCAUCUAACCAAGAAGCCCAACAUGUGGUUAUAUCAGCUUUUCCCAGUCUAGCACCCUCUAAACUCCAGUAGAGGCUGGUCCAUCAGGGGAAAUGGGGCAGUGCCCCACCAGCAUCCAUUUUUAUUCUUCCAAGCCCUCCUGCUUUAUUACUUACAGAUUCCUCACCCUUAUACUCAGUUUUGCCCUUGUAAAACUCAGCAGGGAGAAAGAUGGGGACAAGAGUAGAAUUUGUUGCCUCCGUUUCUCACUGCAUCUUGCUCAAACUGUCAUCGUCUCUGCCUCUGCCUACUGCUGGCCUCUCUGCCUUACAGCCUACCAGUGCCAAUGGGCAUUCCCUCCCCCUUCCCCAGUGUUGGACUCUGCCCUGUUCAGGGAUGAUAAGAACUGUUGUCCAACAACAGCAAGCAAGACACGAAGGCAAUAACCCUUUCCAGUUGUUGCUCCCCAGUAACUGGUACUCAGAGACUUAGACCACAUUCACACCACACAUUGAAAGCUCUAGAUAGGCUCAGGCCACUGUGUUUAUUGAGGUGGCAGCCCAGCUUUGGAAUCACCUUUCCAGAGAGUCCUACCUGUGUAUCCCACUAUUGCAGUGUAGGCACAUAGAAAACAGCAGUUUUUAGUUGUCUUAUGCAUUUUAAGUGUUUAUGCAUUUUAAGUGCUGCUCACCCAUAUGUAUUUUACCUGUUUUAUUACUGCUUUGGACAUUUGCAAUGCUUCGGCUUAAAAAGUGCUUUUAUUGCACAAUUAACACAUUUUAUAAAAUGAAUUCUAGAUCAGACCACCUACUGGGUAACAACAUAGCCCUGAUCUAGCCAGUGGGAGAGCUUGAGGCACAGGCUUCUCAAUCCCACUUGAAACCAAUGGGGCUUCUUUUUGACUGAGUUGUGCCCAUAUUGUAUCAUUCAGCUAGGGCUCUUGAAUAAAUGUAAUCUCAUUUUACCUGCUUCAGGUCAAUUUUCCGUACAGAUGGCUGAGCUUAAAAGCUCUAGCGGAGCUUGCAUGAAUCACAAGAAGACAACGCUAACCUCCAAUUUCAUGGUUGUUUAUAGCACACUUAUUAUCAGAGCCUUUUACCAUCACUGCACAUGAAUUUAUAUCUCAGAGGUCUAGAAAAUUAUUUUGCCUGAUUAGUUUUAGGUUGGCAUGUCAGAAAACAUCAAGGAAUAGUCCAUUUGACUCUUUUUAAUUUUGUUUUCAGUGCUUGAGGAGGGUAUAUGUGUGUGGUAGCAAGAAAUCACAUUCUUGAGUUGGAGGACAUGUUUUUUCUGGUUUGGAAGAACCAUGUUUUUGAUAAAGUUUAGAGAUAUCCUGUCAGCUUUUGGUAGGCAGGAGGGCAUGUCUUGCAUGUCUUAGCAAGACUGUGAGAGUGUGCAAGAUCCUGGAGAUUAGAUCAUAGCCUCUGCGUUCCUCCCCUGGUUCUCCUGCUACUGCAGUAACCUGAACUAAGCUAUAGCUUGGCUUCACAUCACUGCAAAAUGUCUGCGGCCCUCACAUCAUACUUUCCCAUUUCUGUUUCAUGUGUCUCCUCUGGGACACUGAGCUUCGUUCACGCUAAGGGAGAUUUUUUUAGAGUCUCUGCGGAAAUUUGCUUGCAGUAAUGAGCUACUCUUUGUACAAUGGCAAAAUUCCAAGGGAAGCUUAAGCAUGUGUAUAACGGGGGGAAAAACCUGUAUCAUGUGAUGUUCACUGGAAAGCAGAAUUUUGCCCAGGGCGGUUAUUUGCUCUUUAGUUUUAACAUAAACAUUUUAAAAUGACAUCUGUUCUGUGUUAUGUUUUCAAAGCUGAAUUCUCAGUUAAACUAGUAUUGCGCAAUAUUUUCACAGCAAAUAUAUUUCAUCUAUAUAUUUAUUGAUUAAUUAUUAAAUUUACAUCCCACCCUUCCUCCCAAAGGAGCUCAGGGCAGCAAGCAACAAGAGAUAAAACAAUUUAAAAAAUCUUUAAAAAAAAUAAUUUCAAGACAGAUGCAGACUGGGAGGAAGGGUUUCAGUAGAUGCUGAAAAGACAACAAAAUGGCACCCAUCUAAAAGUCCUACAAUGUGCAGGACUAAAAGUCCUACUUUGUGCAGAACAGGCCUUCAGAUGUUAUCUACAAGAGACCCUCACCUGUAGAGCACAAUGAUCAACUGAGUAUAUAAUGAGUGAGAUGAUCUUUCAGCUAUCUUGGUCCCAAACUCUAUAGGUAUGCAUUCCCCAAAACCAGAUACAGUACAUCCAUUAAAGAAUUUUCAAGUGAACCUGUGCCCAAGACUAGGCGAUACAGUGCAGAGGAUGUUGUCAAGUACAGUGGUACCUCUGGUUAUGUACUUAAUUCAUUCCGGAGGUCUGUUCUUAACCUGAAACUGUUCUUAACCUGAAGCACCACUUUAGCUAAUGGGGCCUCCCGCUGCUGCUGCGCUGCUGCCGUGCAAUUUCUGUUCUCAUCCUGAAGCAAAGUUCUUAACCCGAGGUACUAUUUCUGGGUUAGCGGAGUCUGUAACCUGAAGCGUAUGUAACCCAAGGUACCACUGUAUGCUAAACUAAAAUCAGCCCACCUCAUCUGGUAAAAUAGGGUUUGUCGCCCACCCUGGCAACCUUCAUAUCUGCCACAUUCAUGGAAGAAAUGAAACAUUUUCAGGCAGAAGUAGCAAGACUAUUGCAAGUUGAAAAGGAGGAGGCUGGGGUGGGGGGGAUGCACAAAUAUACCCAGAAGUAGCAAUGCUACUUCUGGAUGCAUUUCUGCAUUCUCCCCCACCAUCCUUUUCAACUUGUAAUUUUCUCUCCGUAAUGUUGUGUUAGUGGAAGUGAGCAAAUUGUAGAAAGCACAUUUCUGUCAGGAAAGCAACACAGACAAAGGAUAUGCUUUUAAUUUGAAAUUCAUGUUAUGCUGGGGUUAUAUAUUUAUUUAGAACAUUGUUACCCCACUUGUCUCAUAGAGACUCAAGAUGUACAAAAACAAAUGCAUUGUACUGCAAAGUAAAAGAUUUCUGUUGUAAAUUAAACUCUUCAUAGCUUUCUCCUGAUACACGACUACUUUUCCUCAGAGAAUCUGCUGCCAGCUUAAUCUGGUAAUGGUCAACUGCCUCAGGGUGCUUGCAGACAUGGACGAUUUAGCAGCACCCAAUCAUUCUGUUCUGCUUUAAGCUGGAAGCAGAACAGCAAUUCGGAUUCUAGACUUCUAUCUGUAUGUCACCAAGUGGGCAAAUGUUGGAGGGGGAGAUUUUCAUUGGGACCAUUGCGGGGGGUGAAUGGUUAAAUACUGUCUUCUCCCACCAUUGCUAUUAUUAUGAUUCCCUCCCCUGCAAUUUAGGAGAGAGAGAAAAAAAGGGGGGGGUAGGUUAUCAAGCCAAGCCUAUUCAGAAAAUGAAGGGUUAAAGUGAUAGAGUUGAUUCCAAGAAAGGGAAGACAGGCCAUAAUGAAAUAAAUGUUUGAGUCAUCUAUCCAGAUCAUUACUGGUCAGAAUAGUAGUGCAACAAGCCAUGUACACCUGGGGAAAUUGCGCAGUCAUUCAACUUAGUUUUUAAAAAGAUGGUUUUUCUGAGUGUUGGGGGAGGGGCUGAAAAGGAAAAAAAUGGAGCCCCAUCUCCUUCAUUUCCUUAGCUAGAUGAGACUUUUGCUGGCUGAAAAAGCAAUACUGGGUCAAGGCACUAUGACGUUUGUUAGAACUUUAGCUGAAAAAUGAGGAAUCAGAGUGGUACCACACUGGUUUUGCCAGGAAAUGGAUGCACUGUUCUGAUACAGGAAAAAGAGAAGCAGUUUCUUGGGGGUCUUCCUUUCUAUACCACUUGGAAAGUACAAGAUACCAAGAAUCUGUGCAAAAUGUUUCAUGUAACUUAUGUUAACCUUAACCACAUUUCUUUAAAUUGUGAAAUAAACAGUCCCUUUCUUCUUAAAUGCACUGGAGGAGGAAGUGCAAGUGAGCCAGAGAUACACUUCCCUUUUUUAUGACUCCAAAGUAAAGUUCAAAGGGAGGAAUCAUCCCUUUAUUGGAAGCACUCACAACCGUCUGUGGAAAUUUCCUGACUCAUACAGCUUAGGCCUGACCUUGUGAUAAUGCCCGAAAGCCCACUUAUUUGCAUAUUCCAACCAUUAACAUAAUGUAUCUUUGUUACUAUCUGUAUAAAUGCUGCAAAAGUAGACCCAUUUCUACUUGGCACAUUCUCUCUAGAACUUCUAUACCCCAUACAUAUAGUAGCUGAGGUUCCUCUUGUUUCUUCCAUAUCCUUUGAGAAAAUAUGAGAUGCAUGUAAAACAAAUACGUAAAAGAAUAUAUGCUUUGUCCAAUGUCACCAAAGGCCCCUUUACAGUUGUCAGGGGUAAUGCGUGAUAGGAAUGAUAUAAUGGUUUUGAUCCAUCCAAGGCAAUGGCUAGAGAGCAACAUCAAGCCUCGCCAGUUUACCACCACCAGGAUGUAAAUGAAGCUUGAAGAAGAGAAGCUGAACAGGAAAGUUGAAGUUGGAAACUGAUCCUCUUUGAAGCAAACCUCACGGUGUGGAGACUUGAUCUGGUUCUCCCUUCCUCCCACUUCAUCAAUAGCCCUCGUCCUCAGUGAGGAAGGAACAUGCAGCCAUCACAGUUAGAUGGUUUACCAGUAGGCUGCCAUUUAAUCUCUUUACAUGUUGCCAUGAAGAAAAGCAAAAGACAGAGUUAGAAAACAUGGUGUUGGUCAUAAACAACAAUUUGAGAGAAGUAUUUAUGCUGGGUUUGCUUCUAGAAUAAUCACAAUAAUGUGAAAACCUAUUUGUUGGAGGUGUAAUUUCGUCCAGAUCAGCUUUCAGUUGCUAUCCUCAUAAUUAUCUCCCUGAACUUCUAUCUAAUUUUAAAUUGUUUUUGGACCAGUUGUGGCCAGCUAUCAUCAACAGAUUACAUCAUGUAAUUGCUCCAAAGCCUAAAUCCAAGGGCGAAGAUGCUAGAAAUUCUGAAUGGUAGGUGUUUGGAAAACUGAAAGCUCAAAUCUGUAUGAUCUGCUUAGGUGUAGUUUUUAACACACUGGACAAGUAGUGAGAUACAACUACAAGUAUUCCCACCAUUUUGCUUCUUCCCUGUACUGCCAGUUGGGGUUUAGGAUGGCUUUGCAAGUCUGAAUCCAAAACAUGCAUUUAAAUGGAAGGGUUUUUAUUUUGUUCCCUUUUUGAAGCAGGCUCCAGGAAUUUAUUUGUGUGUGAGGUUUUACUCAUUACUUUUAUUUUAUUUUCACAUAUGUUUUGCUUUUGAAUAUAUUUCUCAAAUUUUAUGAGGUGAAAAGCAGGUGGAGUUUAUGAGGGAACGUAACUUGCUUUUCAUCGAAACUCUUACAAAUUAGUUUAGUCACCCUGACUGGUCUUCACGGCCAUUCUUCUCAUCCGCCAUCUGGAAACCUGGGCAUUGGUAUAUAACAGGGGUGGGCAACCUCCAACCCAUUGCCCAAAUGUGGACCACCUAGGUAAUCUGUCUGGUUCUCAGGUCUUUCCCUACGCCAAGACCUCCCCAGCCCAGUCUGUGCCCUCCUUGAGUGCUUUUAGCUGGCUGAGAAGUGUCCUUGAACAGUGAUACUACCUCUUACAUGCUUGGUUGAAGAGGCCUGCAUAUAUGGGUGUAGAAACCUCUGACGUGUGCUUGGAAUGUAGCUAACUGCACAAAUCCAACUGUACAAAGAAUCCAUUGCUCCAUCCACUUUUACCCCAUGCCUUAAACAGAGCUGGUAUGUGGCUCACAGAAAGUUACCCUGGAAGAAAUAUAGCCCUUGGGAGGAAAGUUUCCCUACCUCCUGACAUACAAGAUGUUUCAAUAAGUGUCUGUUCUAGUUCAGAAACCAGAAGGGGGUCCAUGUCAUGCUUCCAGUACUGAAUGACGGCCAGCAGAACUUCAGCAUGUUCUGUUUUCUGCUUGCAGAAUUUAAGCAGUUUGCAGAAUUUGUUAAAAGGUUUGCUCACUGCUUGCUUCCACAGCAUGCAAACCUGGGAUGUACAGAUGUUUCACUAUAUUUUGACCAACCAGGUGAUCUUAAUCUUCAGGGUGGUGGUGCUUUUAAAGAACCUGCAUUUACUUAGCUACUCUAGUCCACUUAUUAGGUUCAUAAAUAAAUAUCACCAGAAAAUGCUCUUUUGCACUGGUGCUCAUUAGUACUUGAAGUAAUGAACUUCUAUUAGCAAUGAUCUGCAAAGAGGUUUCUCUGCUUUAGGAUGCCCCCUCUUUCUACCCCCUCCUCCCCCACUAAGCAUAUUGGUUUUCACCAAGCAUUUUGAAGGACCCUUUUAAUUUUGCGCAGAUAUACAAAGCCCCAUUUUCUAUGUAAAGGUUAAUCAUUCCAGAAUUCUAUCUCAGCUCUCCAAUAAAUAAUACAUGAUAAACAAAGCUGUGUGAAGCUGAGCAUGAAGGAUGCUGUUGAUUAGUCAUUUAUCUUUUAAGCAGAAGACGGGCUGUUUUCCUGCCAAUUGGCAUGGCGCACUCUAGGCAGUUGUCAUAUGAAAGUUCUGCCCCCAGGUGUGUGUAAAAGCAUUAAAAAGAAAAAGAAAAGAAAAGAAAAGAAAGGAGAUCUGUCCUAGUGUCUUGUAACUCAUCUAAACACAGCCCACUAGCCGUGGGCAGGGCCAGUUCCUGCCAACCUAGCAGUUCAAAAGCACAUCAAAGAGCAAGUAGAUAAAUAGGUACCACUCUGGCAGGAAGGUAAAUGGCAUUUCUGUGCACUGCUCUGGUUCGCCAGAAGCAGCUUAGUCAUGCUGGGUCAGGGGUCCCUUUACCUUUACCUUAGAUGUCAAACAAAUGUUGCAGUGCAGAUGCUGGUGUGCCUCACAUGAUCAGAACUAUGUGCAUGUGUGAUACCUGCUGCAGUGCAUGGCCUGGGCUGGGCUAGCUGCUUCUCUGUCUUUGCUUGGUUAGCCUUUCCCAGCAGCAUAGUCUGUGAAGCACUGGGAGAAGAGAGCUAGCCAGCCUAGUCAGCAAUGAGCAAACAUUUCCUUCAUUCCUGGGCAGGGCUGCCAGCAGAUAGGUAGAAGAGGUUGGAUUUUGGUGGGCCCAAGCCUAGCAGAGCUCCCAGAUUCUUAGGCUUUUUGUUUUUAUUUUUAAAGGAAGUUAAUUGGACAUUUCUGAAGCAAGUGAGAGGACAAAACACAAACACAGCUGUAAUGCUUUAGCACUAGGUAGGCUAAGGACACUUAAUCACUGUUGCCAAGCAAUUAGAGGAAGGGAUGUUGACCACUCUCACCUGGAACUUGGGAAUGGCCUCUCCCAGAGCAAAGGGAAAAAGCAGAAGCUGAAUGGGGGGCAGAUAAUGGGGUAAGUUUGUUAAAGCACUUUACUCAUGUCCAGAUUGUUUUAUUUGCUCUACAAGUGUGUUGCCUUUACAGAAUGGUCUGAUUUCCUUGGAAGUUACUCCCUUGAAAUAAAUGUGCAUUCCUUCCUACUGAGAAAAAAUAGUGAUAUUGCAGACCCCCACUUUGAUUUCCUAUGCCCUCCCCCCAACCACUACUACUCUGCUUGUCAUCACUGGGUGUCAUUGAUUAAUAUACAGUAAACAUCUUUAGCAUGCAUUAGGGACAGGGGAGAAAUUUGACCUGGAUCUCAUUUAAAGGUGACCCUACCCAAUUCAUUUUCCAAAACAAUAUGCAAACCAAAAUGCACUUCUCCAAAUGUUGCAGUGCAGUUCUCCAGCCAAGUAAUGUGUACAGAAAUGCAUAUACUAUAUGCAAAGUGUAGAUAAAAAAUGCAUGUAUUGGUGAAAAUAACACAAAAAUACAUAUUAGGGAAGUUGUUUUGCAAAAAUUGCACAAUUUUUUGUAUGUGGGUAGGCAAAAUUGCAUGCAAAAAUUAUGGAUAUUAUGAAAAAAAUUCACAAAAAUGCUAAUUUAUGCUAGGACUUAAAAAAUUCUCAAACUGAAAUCGACAGAUUCAUCCUUCCCUAGUGUGCAUGUGAGAAUGCAGAGCACAUACUAAACAUUUCCUAUGCAUAACGCUUUCUGUUUCAUGUAUAUUGAUCCCAUUCAUUGCUUUCCACCCAGACCUUCCUAGUGGUGCCUUGUCUGCUGGUUACCUUACUUCUAAAAAUAACUGUUUCUCCCCUAACUGUGACCUGUGCUGGUGAGUCACUUUGAAUUCUUGGUGGGCAAAAUUUGGCCUGCGGUUAUUAACUGAAAAACCUUAGUAUGAAAGUAUUCUUCCAUUUGCCUUAGCAUUGAAGGAAAGUGGUGCAGAAUAUUUUAUUGUGGAGCAGGGAUGACCUUCUAGGUUCUGCUAGACCACUGCUCCCAUCACCCCUGACUAUUGGCCAUGCUUGUUGGGGCUGAUGGGAAUUGGAGUCCGCAACGUCUGGAGCACCAUGGCUUCCCCAUCUCCAUUGUAGAGGAUGGAGCAGAGUAGGGCUGAAUAAUGCAGGAUUGUUUGCUCUGAAAGAGCAAUUGCAUAAGUUAAUGUAAUCCAGUUUGCAAGGUGAAAGGUAUUUUCUAUAGCUGUACAGUACAUACACUGAGUUCUGCUACAAUUACAAAAAUAACCUGUCAGGAAGAACAGUGGGGCAUAGUUACAGCUGAGUAAAGGUUCAUAAUGUACUCAUAACAUCCUCUCACUCUGUGGUUGUGGUUUGGUGUGCUCGCACAUGCUCUUUUUUGUGUCAAUAUCUCAUUAUUUCCACAGUGGUUGAUUUUGCUGCUGUAUACCAAACGUACAUUACACUGUUUUGUUAUUCUGCUCAUUUGACCAAAAUGUUGUUAGUGAUUGCUGAGAGAGGAUUUUCUUCUUCUUUGUGAUUGAUUUGAUAAAGUAAUGAUAAUUCUAAUAAUUUCCUGAGGCUUUUAACAAUGCUGUGCUCUAUUUUAGUGUUUGUCUUAUUGGCAUUUAGGAAUCAUUCAUAAUCUGAAACAAUACUGGAUUAAAACUGUGCAAUCUGUUUUGGAAUACAGUUGUUGCAUCUAGAACUUUGUGACUAGCCUGAUGGAUAAAUAAGUCAACUUUGGUUUCCCAGAGGUUUUUUUUCCUCUCCUUCCUUCCAGUGUUAAGUUCAGUAUUUCACAUUUCUGCAUCAGUUUGUGAUUUUCUCUCUCUUAAAUUCCUCAUAAAGGUUCGUCAGCAUUUUAGCACACAUUUCUUCUAAUACAGGUGACUCACAACUUAUUUUACUGACACAACCACAGCUUUGUGCACGUGUGUGUGUGGGAGGACAAAUUAAAAAAAUGGAGAGUGGGGGAAACCCAAUUUCCAUUUAUUUACUUCCCCCACAAAACUGUGCAAAGCUGCAAUUGCAAAACUCUAUAAGCAUUUUUUAAAAGAUUAUGUUAGGAAUAUUUAUUACAAUGAUGGGGGAACCUCAGGCCCACAGGACAAAGACAGUCCAUCAGGUCUCUUUAUCCAGCCCUUGGGACUUUCCCCAGGCUACACCCUUCUGCUUAGGAUGGCUAGCUCAGUUGGUAGAGCAUGGGACUCUUAAUCUCAUGGCUGUGGGUUUGAGUCCCACACUGGGUGCAAGAUUCCUGCAUUGCAGUGGCUGGACUUAGAUGAUCCUCGUGGUUCCCUCCAAUUAUGAUUCUAUGACCUUUCACUGCCUCUGUGCUCCCCUGGAUUGGUUUUGCCUGGGUGGAACAUGUUCUUGAACUGUGAUAAUUCCUCUCGCUUACCUGGAUAGAGGACGGAUGCUAUGUGUGUGCAGAAGAAACCUUUGACUUUUGUGUGGCUGGAAUGUAGCCUACUGCACAAAGGAAAGAGUUUUUAUCCAUUGCUCUGCCUGCUCUUGCUUCUAGCCACACCAAUUUUUGCCUCUGCCCUUCCCGCUACUGGCCUGAAGCCUCUGGAAAGUUACCCAUGAGCGAAAACAGGCUUUGGGCUGAAAAACAUUUUCCACUUCCAUUUCCAAUUAAUUGCAAGCUACAAGAGUUUUAACACACCUUAGCACUGUGCAUACAAAUGUAUGUUUCCCUGCCUGUAGGUUCACUGGCCAGGAAUUUUGACUGGCAAUUUAAAGCAAUGCAGUUUUUCCAUAGGAGACAUUGAGGAUAAUUUCAAUGGAACUGAAUGGGUGUGUCUAACUGGGAAAGGCAUUUGUGACAUGCAUUUGCAUGUAUAGUGUCUGAACUCUUCCAUUGUCCAUUUGAAGCAUAGAAGUUCUAGGCAACUCCUUGCUUAGGCGUUGUCUUAGCUCUGAGCCAGCAAGGUGGGAUUGAAUUAAAAAACAGUACCAUAGUUACUGUUAAACUAUCCUGUGUCUGCUGGGCUUGUUGUUUAAAUUAAGAAGCUGCUGUGUUGUACACCUGCUGUUUUUCCUCAGCCUCAUCACUUGUGAAAUCACAAUUCCUCUUUUGUUUGGUGUUAACCGUUUUCAAGCAACCUAAAAACAUUUUAAAGAACACAAGAAGAGCCCUGCUGGUUUAGCCAAAGGUCCAACAUCACCAGUAUCCUAUUUCCAGAAGUGAUGCCCAUUUAGAUAUUGAUAGGAAGUCUACAGUUGGGGCCCAUGGGAUUCAUUUUUUACAUUCUGUACCGUCUCAAAAAUCCAAACAAAAACUAUUUCAGACUUAACAGUUAAUUGCCAUCAUUAUGUUUUAAUUUGAUGAACAUAUUGAUACAUUCGGUUAUCAUGCUGUUCAUUGUUUCUAAGUUUUACUCUUUUCUUAAAUGUAACCUCUGGAAGUUUGCAUUGCCAGAAUCAAUCAUUAUUUAUUGGAACACUUCAAUGGCCAUUGGCUGAAAGCAGUAGAAGCUGAUGGACAGAGGAGGCAAUAAGCUUUCUCCAGCAGUUGGUAUCCAGGUGAAUAAAAGCAGGCUCUGGUCAGGGAAGGUGCCAUUUAGCUAUCCUAAUGAGGGAUGGAGUGACCUGUCAAUUACAGUUCUCAUUUUUCCUGUCUUAAAUUUGCAGUGAUGUGCAAAUUUUAUUUUUAAAAAAAUCUUCAUCAAAAUUCUUCAGCAUUUAGUGUGAAUUUCUCUUAAUAAACAUAUUUUUAUAUGCAGUUUUGACUCAUACACAUUUCUGAAGCAAUUUCUCCUAAUAUAAAUUUUCUGUGUUCUAUUCAACAAUAUGUUCCCUUUGAUGCACACUCCUACCUAAUAUAUGCAUUCUUGUAAACACUGAUUGGUUGGAGAACUGCAUUGCAAAAUUUGGAUAAGAGCAAAUUUUGAAGGAAGGCUGUGUUUUGGUUUCCAUAUUGUUUCAGAAAGUGCAAAUUUGAUAAACUGGGCUUUAAAUGCAAACUGAAUCAAAUUGGAUUCAAGUUACAAGAAAGAAGAUUUUGACUAAACACAAGGAAGAACUCUCUGACAGUAAGAGCUGUUCGACAGUGGGAUGGAUUCCCUCAGGAGGUUGUGAGCCUCCUUCAUUGGAGGUUUUUAAGCAGUGGUUGGAUGGUCGUCUGUCAGGGAUGCUUUAGUUGAGAUUCCUGCAUUGCAGGGGUUGGACUAGAUAGCCCCCAGGGUCCCUUCCAACUCUACAAUUCUAUUAUUCUCCGUCCCUAAUCCUAGCUAAUAGUUCUGACUGAUAGACCUGUCCUAUUUGUCCUUUCAAUGAUAGGAUGUUUUUAAAGAGGAGGAAGAUGGACAUGCAAAAUAGAAAAUCAAGACUGAGUUCCACAUUGAAGACGUACUUUAGCAGGUGAGUCCCAGUUCUUAAGAGAUUAAAAGAACUGUUCUACAUAACCCCUAGGAAUGCUGUGCCAAUUGUUCAAAACAGGCCAGCAGGUUUUUACACAUGAUGGGAAUGGUAGUCCCCUAAGAUAGCUUGAAUGUCUUCUAGCCUGGUAUAAUACUUCCCUUCAUUUUCUUAAUUAUGGCUGCCUUUACUGGGAGAUGCUGUUGUCUGGACAGACCCAUAGUGACUCCAUGGAGUGCCUGUCCUAUUUACAGGAAAGUGUUCAUGACCCACCAAAACAACCUCUGUCAAAUGUUUCCCACACAUUUCCUUUUUGUGCAUCAUUACAGCUCUGUUGACAGGCGAUAUAUCCCUUUGUGGAGUGUUUGAAACAAAGAGUAUUCCUGUGUUGCAUCAUACUGAUAUAUACAAUGUGGUAGUGUGUAUAUAGCCUUGUUUUAUUUAUAGAGGUUUUUCUGACCUAGAACUGUGAGCCUUGAAAGGUACGGUAACUCAUUCUGGCAGAUAACCACUACACCACAUGAGAAGUAAGCAGAACGUAGGAGUGUCUCAAUAGGAAGAAGUAGAAAAUGUGAAACAAGUGACCUUUAUAUAUUUGGAAAGGGAGAGUGUCUCAGGCAUGAGAUGCAGUUUAUGGCUAUCUAUGAAUCAGAGUGCUGGUAUUGUGCAUCCAAGAAAAUUCAGUUUCUGUGUAAAGAAAGAUGGGUACGUUGUGAAAAUAUUAUAUUCAUUCCAGUUUUGUGUGAUGCACGAGGUAUUUAGGCUUUCAAAAACAGCCAAAUAGAGAGAGCGUUAGUAAAACAUGUUUUGUGACUAUUGAAACUGAAUACUGCACUCAAGAAGAUGUAUGUUAAAGGUUUUUAUAUGGCUUCCAUUUUACCAGAAGGGCUCUGGAACAAACCGAUUUUGACAUUUUCUAUUUCUGCAUCUGCACUAGUUCUAUGAUAAUGAUACCAAAUUCUCCACCAAGAAAGUCCUGUGUUCUGAGCAAGUUGAAGUUACUGCGGUUUUAUAAUUUGCUGGAAGUUGCCCAGUCAGGUGGGUGACAAAUAGCUAGACAGGUAGAUAGCUAGAUAGAUGCUGCUGUUAGGAACAUGGGGGACUGACUUAUACUGAAUCAAGCCACUGGUCCAUCUAGCUCAGUAUGAUGGACACUGGCUGGCAGCAUGUCUCUAGGUUUUCAGACAAGAAACAUUCCCAGCCCUAUUUGUAGAUGCUGGAGAUGCUAGAGUGAUACAAACUGUCUGCUCUACCAUUGAGCUAUUGGCCUUCUCCCUAUUCCUCCCCAUUACACAGAAGGAGGAGGAAAGAGGAAGCACAUGGAACUUUACCCCAAGAAUUCUGGGAACUGUAGUUCAUUAAGUGUCAUGGGAAUUGUAGGUUUGUGAGGAGUAAAUUCUUUGUGGUGGAGGGAUGUGCUUUAAAUAUAUGGUGUGUGUACAGAACAUAGUUCAGUUAAAGCAGGAUAUGCUAUUAGAGGCCUGAAUGUAGCAUUAAGGAAUCUCCCUGUUAAUAUGGAAUUUUUGUCUCUCUUCAGCAGUCUCUAAUGCGCUGACUCUUCUCACAAAGAAACUAUGCUGGAUGGUGUAAUCAAAUGACUUUCAGUUGCUGGGAAAAAUCUAGGCUCUGAAACAGAAUCCAUCUUAUUGAAAAUUGAUGCUUGGAUUUAUUGAUAUCAGCAAAUCUUGCCCUUCUGGCAUCUGGGCUAAAAGGCUAAUGUCUUGGAAGCUGAGGUGGAAAAAUUUCCAGAAUGGGACUAUAAACCACUCUAGGAAAUAAGUGCAGGCCCCCAGAGCAUGGAAAGGAUAAUGGUUUUGGCUUUCCCUCUCAAAAAAUGUAAAUAUGCAAGUUAAGGGCUCAAGUUGCUGGAGUUUGUGUCCAGAACUCAAUUGCAUGCUUUUCCUAUGGUUAUGUAAAACCACAGCAUACCCAAAGCCUUGUCUAUUCCUUUCACCCUUCCUAUAUCAGAGACAAACAAGUGUGAGCACAGCAGACUCAUAUAUUAGCUUGUCCCAUCUUGACAAAAAGCACCAGCAUUUGAUCAAACGUGUUAGGAGUCUUGGGAGUUGAAAGAGUAGAAACUAAAGAAACAGGAUUGUCAGAUCUAAUCUAUCAAUUUACCAGCAUUUUAUAAUCAGGACAUGGACUGACUGUAAGUUGGACCAUAAUUUUCUUUCAUGAGUGGGCAAGUAAACAGUAAUUCUGCACUCCAAUUAUCUUUGAUGAUAUGUUUACGUAUACAUUUUGGGGUCAAUUAUUCCCUCUCCCCCUCCCCCUUCCACAUGUCUAUGAAUGGACCUAAGGACUAAAUAUUUGCAAGACCACAAACAGAGGUGUUUUCUUUUCCUAUUAACUCUUUUAUUUCUCAACAUAUGAAGUAUGGAUGAGGUAUGGGUGUACAAGGGAGUUAAUGUCAUUGUGAAAACCAUCAAAUUCAGCAAGCUGAAGGUUAAAAGCUUUCCCUUGUCAUUUUUGGCACCUAGGUUGGCUACUUGAUCAGGUGUGUUUUGAGCUAAAAGUGAAUAUGGUAUUAAGGAAACUAAAAUACCAUCUUAGCUUUCAAAAUAAGACACCAGGAGUAGAAUGCACAUUUAACUCAAGAAAAUGAACCAAAAAAAUUAUUAAACAUUUCAAAAUAAAAUAUUAUUACUAAAGGAAGUAAAAUAUAGAAUACACAUUUAAAACAGCACAAUUAACAAGAGAAUAAAAUGUUAACCUAAACAUAGAACUUAUCUGCUGCUUUUGCUGUCAAUGGUGGUUCAGGGCGACUGUCGGCUGUGGGAGCUUGGUUUCAAUGGCUCUGAUCUGCACAAAGUGACUUUCUGGUGGCAGAGCAAGGAGAGGGGCUUGGGGACUCUUAGUGUGGGUAGAAAUUCAACUGCAUUGGUGGUGGUUGCUCCCCUUUGGACUUGGUGGAGACAGGGCAGCAAACUGUACUGGAGCCAGAGGUCAGAAUAGGUGGAGCCAUCACUUUUUCUCCUGGUCCCACUCCUCUUUUAUCAGCAGCCCCUGUGGAGGCCAUGUUGCUUCUGCUUCAGCAAUACUUCUUAUUCUAUAUGUUUGGGGUGGAUGAAGCUACUUCAGACUGCAGUGGUAGGGGCCCUGUUGAGAUGGUCUUUCUUUGGAGGCUUACAGCAUCUGAUGAAUUCCUGAAUGCUCUGGGGCACUUUCUGUCUGGCACUGCUGUUGAGUCUCUUGUCACAUGGCAGAAUGUUGAGAUAUGUAGAGCCAUCAACACGAUUGUUCCUGAGUGCUCUCGCCUUCUCUGCUGGAGCAUGUAGGUCAACUUGGCACUCUAGUGACCUUCAAGGUAUGUCAGCCAAGUUUUGUUUCUUCAAAGCCUGUCAAACUCCCAGCAGAAUAAUGUUCUCUGAAGUGGUUCAGCCAAAGCUCUCAGGUGCUCAGGUAUUUGCUGUGGAUGUCAGCAGAUGUUAACACAAGGAAGGGCUUAGUCUUCAGACUGCAAGAAGUUUUUUGGGGGGGAGGAUUGGAGGAAAGUACCACCAUGAUCACAGCUUUCCUUCCCACUCUACACGGGAAAGGGGAGUGACUGAGAGGGACGAUACUUUGUUGUUGUUGUUGUUGUUCAUUUGAGUGUGUGGGGUUGUUGAAGCGCUCCAGUUUGCCCAUUGGGGACCAUAAACAAUCAAUACAUUUCAUCUUGUGGGCAAUAAGAGCUCUUACCUUUAAAACUCUAAAAUUCCAUUAUAUCCAUGUAUCCUUAUGAAAUUAGGCCUGUGAUGAACUAUGGUAGGAGGUCUGUUGGCUCAAGUAGCUCACCUAGUGUUAGGAAUGUCUUCCUCUAGUCAGGGGCAUAUGAAGCGGGGGGCGGAGGGGGCAGGCCGCCCUGGGUGCCACUUGAGGGGGUUGACAAGAUGGCUCCUGCCUCCCCCCAGCUGUAGAGCAGCUGAGGGCGCGUGCAGUCCAUAUGUGCAGCAUCCUGUACGGUCGCUGCACAUGCACAGUCUGUAUGGGCUGCCACUUGCAUGGCGACUGUACAGGCUGCCACACAUGCGCAAUUGGUAUGGUAUGCCGCUUGCACGACAGCUCAUAUGGACGCCGCGCAAGUGGCAGCCCAUACAGACUGCACAUGUGCGACAUUCCGUAUAGGGUGCGCAUGCGCGGGAUGCUGCACAUGUGCAGUCCGUACGGGCUGCCCCGCCCCUGGUGCCGGAGAGGGUUCCUCCGCCACUGGCUCCAGUGAGAGCCAGUGUGGUGUAGUGGUUAAGAGCGGUGGACUCGUAAUUUGGUGAACCGGAUUCAAUUCCCCACUCCUCCACAUGCAGCUGCUGGGUGACCUUGGGCUAGUCACACUUCUCUGAAGUCUCUCAGCCUCACUCACCUCACAGAGUGUUUGUUGUGGGGGAGGAAGGGAAAAAGAGAUUGUUAGCCCCUUUGAGACUCCUUAGGGUAGUGAUAACGCGGGAUAUCAAAUCCAAACUCUCCUCCUCCUCCAAGCAGCUUCUAAUGCUAUGAAAGCACCCCAAGCACUUUAGGACAGUGGUUCCUCCCGUCCAUGUAAUAAACACUUUCUCCAGAGGAAAAGCAUAAAAGGGGGAUGAAAUUAUGUGGGCAACAAACACUUCUUAAAACUUAAUCUACAAGUUUUUCAUAUGCAAAUACCCUGGGUAUUGUAAAGCCUUAUUCCAGAGCUAUCAGGUUUUCUAUUUGUUCCUAUAGAAGAGGGUUGCUGCAUAAUUCAUAGAAUCUCUUUGGCAAUGAUGCUCUUGAGGUAUGUAAUUGGUUUCAGAACAACGAAACAACUCCUCCAAGAAACGGUGCCAAGAUGUAUUUCAGGAACUACCCUUUAGUUCGUUAUCUUUUCAAAAUGGCUUUCUUUUCAUAUAACACUGUCUUUUUAAUAGAGGGUAUAGUAUACUUUCUCAAUGACAAUAUUCUCACAAAGUGCUUUUCAUAGCAGCACCAAAAUUAUGUUUCCACAUAGUUUUCCUGAGCUGCAACCUUUUACUCACACACUAAUUAAAUGGUAUUGACUUACGAGUAAACGUGCCCAGGAUUCACUGAUAGUGAUCAGUGAAUUUGUCCCUUACCAGUGUGAUAUGGAUUUGCAGCAUAGUGAAACCAGCAUGGUGAAUUCUCAGAUUAUUUAAUGCAGAAUGAUCAUCCUCUGAGAGGUCAGCUGGGGGGAAAAACAUUUGCUUAAAUUUGUAUGAGAAGGUUAAAUAGGGUAAAUAUUUAGUGCUAUGAUCAAGACCCAUUAUUAUUGUUAUUUAUUAUUAUUAUUUUCUAUACCACUCUUCAUCCAAAGAUCCCAGGGUGGUUCACAAUAGUAAAAUACAAAAUGAGAAUACAAAAUACAUAAUAACACAAAAACAAACCAAUAACCUCCCCCCUCUAAAAAGCCAUAGAAUUUUAAUCAGCUAUAUGCCUGGUUAAAGAGAAAUGUUUUAGCCUGACGUCUAAAGAAAUGUAAUGGAGUUUCCAGGUAAACCUCCUUGGGGAGAGCAUUCCACAAACAGGGAGCCACUGGGGAAAAGGCUCAUUCUUGUGUUGCCACCUUCUGGUGCACUCUAAGGCCAGGGUUUCCAGAUUGUGGUGUAGGGACCCACGUUUCAUUCCAGUGGUCCAUGACAUGUCUGUGCAGAACACACAAUUUGAAUUCUGUAGGAUUUGAUGGAAUUCCGAUUGUAACCCAAUG
This is a messenger RNA of Podarcis lilfordi (Lilford's wall lizard), 71043 nucleotides long. NCBI's taxonomy places the organism in Eukaryota, Metazoa, Chordata, Lepidosauria, Squamata, Lacertidae. The record is from the annotation of a GenBank genome assembly.